AGUAUCGAACCGGCGUCUCGCCAGGCAACACCUUACAUUCCCAGCUCGAACAUUCCGCGCAAACGUGCGCCUAUACGCGUUUGACACUUUGACGCAGUCGUCUGGCUGCUCUUUUUUUUUCGUCCUUCGCCGAUUCCUCCGCUGGUCGGAGUCUCUCCGCGAGUUGACGCGCCUGCAGCCGCAGUGUCGAUAGAGUGUACGUAGAGCGGGAAAGUGCGCGCGCGAUCGAUCGCCGAGAAAAGUGCUUAUAAUACUGCUGUUGUUUUCCGCGAGAUACGUGUCUGCACUGUUGCUCGCUGUGAAGAUUUAUUGUGAUACGCAUCGUUCGUCCAAGAGAUUUAUACAUAGGAAUAGUGGCGAGCGAACGUUAUCGCUGUUACCGGGAAUAAUUCAAAAAAUUUCACACACUCCGCCGUUGAUAAGAGCAUCACGUGCUCCGAGUCGUAACCCACAUCGCUCGGAGCCAGCACCCGCUGUACGUCGCAUCGACGAAAGGUGUGCGUAGUCGCUGCUGUGUGCACGGCGUACACACAGCUAGACCAGUGGUCAGUCAAUAUGCCGAGGGUCGAACUGCUGGCCGGUGAGUCACGCAGGUGCAGCAGGACGUCGGGGCUGGCGGCCAAGGGCUCGAGAUCCCUAUCCUCGUGAUUUCCAUAACGACAUGUCACGGAACAGCGGCGGCGGCGGCGGGGGCGGCCACGCCGGUACCCCCAGUCCGCGCGCCAGCACACCACGUGCCGGUCAGCAGCUGCGCGACCGAGUCAGUUUCUUCGAGCAGUUCUCCAGCUCGUCGGCGCACCAGAACAGGUCGUCGAGCAGCGAGGAUCUGGUGGACGAGGCCGGUCUCGUGGUCAGGAGGUCCUCCUCCAGGGCCAGCAACUCGUCCUUCGAGGAGAGCUUCGAGAGGCUGGUCGAGGAGGGCGAGUACAACGGAGCGAAGGUCGUCAAGUUCGAGAGGAUCACGGUGAAGAAGAGCGUGAGGGAGUUCUCGGCUUCUGCUCUGAGUGCGAGCCUGAGCGGAAGCAACGGCACGUCGCGCCAGGGUCUGACGGAGGCCAGCAGGACCCCGAGCGAGGAGCACAUCGUCGGCGAGGACUCAGCCUACCAGAGCCACAGCCACAGCCAUGGCAUGGCCGGUAGCAAGUCCAGCUCGGUCACCUCCUUCGCCAAGUUCCCCUCGGAGGAGAGCUUGGCUCAGCGCAGGAGCUUGGCCUCGAGCUCCUCCAGUCCCAUGGAGGACAAGCCGCCGGCCGAGUGGUACGCCGAGUACCGCAACCAGAGCUUUCAGCAGAACGCCCCGAGCAGCAAGCCCGAGUACAUGCGCAGCAAGAGCCAGUUCGACGCGCACAUUGCGGAAAUCAAAGAUGAACAGGAGCGCGUGCAGAAGAAAACUUUCGUUAACUGGAUCAACUCGUGUCUCUCGAAGCGAGUUCCACCUAUUCGAGUGGACGAUUUGAUCGAGGAUUUGAAGGAUGGUACGCGCCUACUCGCCUUACUGGAAGUCUUGUCGGGAGAGAAAUUGCCAGUCGAGAGGGGUCGUAAUUUAAAGAGACCACACUUUUUAAGCAACGUUAACACAGCACUACAAUUUUUACAGAGCAAAAAAAUCAAACUAGUUAAUAUAAAUUCGUCCGAUUUAGUGGAUGGACGACCUCCAGUAGUCCUGGGUUUGAUUUGGACUAUAAUUUUGUACUUCCAGCUACGAUCAAAGGAUCGCAAUAGGAUCGAGGAAAACGCCCGAGCUCUCGAGUACCUCAGCCAAACGUGGGGAAGCCAAAGCAGUCUCGAAAGCAUCGGAACUCAGGGAUCGGCAGCCAGCGAGAGAAAGCGCCACAGCAACGAGAAGUGGAAGCAGGGAGCGAGGAAGACUCUGCUGCAAUGGGUCACCAACGCCUUGCCAAAAGACUUGGGAAUAGAGGUGCGCGACUUCGGCGAAAGCUGGCGAGACGGAAACGCCUUCCUGGGCAUCAUCGACGCCAUCAAGUCGAACGUCGUGAGCGUGCCAGCGAUGAGACAGGCGACCAACAGGGUCCGUCUCGAGACGGCCUUCAACGUCGCCGAAAACGAGCUCGGAAUCGCUCGGCUUCUCGAUCCCGAGGACGUCGACGUACCGCAGCCCGAUGAGAAGUGCAUCAUGACCUACGUCGCGCAGUUCCUUCACAAGUAUCCCGAACCCAAGGGCACGGGCUCGGACUCUUUCGCUGCGGUGCAGCAGGAAUACGAUCUGCUCCUGCGCUGGCUCAAUGAGAAAACGAGACAGCUCGAUCAGUUGGACAGGAAUGGCGGCUUUCCGAACAGUUACGAGCAAUACCUCAUGUUCAAGAGCGAGGUUGACGAGAAGUCGAUAAUUUACCACAAGUUGCAGAAUUUGGUCGAGGCGCCGAGUAUGAUAAGCAUCACUCGGGAGUCCUGGAAGCACAUUCAAAAUUUGUGGAAAGUGUUGGACAUGCUCAUGCUGAGGUGGCUGUGGCUACUCGAUUCCUCUCUGCCCGGGGAACUCGGCGACGUCGGCAGGUGGUUGGCUCACGCCGAAUCCCUUCUACACUCGGACGACGAUAUUCCCGAAGAAAUGACCGAAGAGACCGCCAGCAUCAUUUCUCAAAAACUCGAGGAACACAAGAAGUUCUUCCUUGACCUUCCAAGCAUCGUCGAGAAAUUCAAUCGCGCACGAUCCUCGCCCCUGGCACGACAAGUACCGAGUCAGCAAUUAGAUAACAUUUCGUCUAGAUUGGAUAGUCUUCCCAUUCGCGCAGCCAAACGAAGAAUAAAGCUGAAGUUCCUCGAACACAAAUGCUGUCUCGUUGCUUUUCUUUACCUCGUGGAGACGAGACUCAAGAGUUGGAGCAUCAAGUACGGUAACGAGGAAGACGUUCAGAACAUGCUGGAAAACUACCGGAAUUUCGUGUCCAGAAAUCGGAUCUUCCAAGAGUUUCAGAAAGCGUAUUUGGAUAUGCAACAGGUUGUCGAAGAGUACAAAAAGGAGGGUGAUAUUGAUCGAGAAGAAAGCCUGAAUGUUGAUAGAUUCAUACGAGAAACUGGCGAAAAGUGGAAAAAUAUUUCGAUGGAUUUGCGUUGCGUGCAGAGUAUGCUCGAAGAAGUUGUCACUUACUGGCGAAGGUGGUCAGCACUAUCCGAAGAAUUCGAAAAUUGGUUGAACAGAGCCGAACCGGUUUUGAGUCUUCCUGAGGAACAGAAGAUGGAAUUUUUCCAGGAUAUCUCGGUGUGGAAGGAUAAAUAUCAGCAGAUUUCAGACACCGUCAGCUUGUUGAUCGCAACUUCCGAGGACCAGGUUGCCCUGCGCCUGAAAGAUCGUUACACGAAUCUGAGUAACAGAUGGGAACGCCUCUUCCACGAAGCGAAACAAUACAUGCACGCUGGCGAUCUUCUGAGAAACUGGAAAGAUUAUCGCGAAGGUGUCGAAAAUCUCCAAACCUGGCUAAAGAACGCCGAAGCCGCGCUAUCGACAUCCCAACUGACAUCUACGGAAAAGAUCAAGGCUUUCGGUGAUCAUCUCAAGGUUUUGCACGAAGAAAUCGAAGGAAUCGAGGAACUGUUCAAAGACGUCAGUAAAAAGUUCCAAACAUUGAUCCAAGAUCUGUCACGCGAAGAGGUCGACAAGAUGAUGAAUACCCUGAAGAAAGAAAAGGAAGCUCUAGUCCGAGUUCGAGCUUUGAUACCUAUGCAGCUGCACUUGUACCAUCAGAUUUUGGUUCAACAAGAAUCCCUUGAAGCAGGACAACGCGAAAUAUCAGCGUGGCUGGACGACGCAGAGCGUUUACUAAGUAGCUACAAUCUGUCCGGCGGUAGAGACUCAGCUCUUAGUCAAUUGGAAAGGCAUAAAGCAUUUUUCUCAAGAACCCUAUACUACAAAUCUAUGCUAGAAUCGAAGAACAAAGUUUUCAACAAUAUCGUCAAGUCCGUCGAUGCUCACAAACAACCUGGUGAUAGUGAAGGUAGUUCCGUUCUUCGUCAUCUGAAUGAGCGGUUUGCUCGAGUGUCCCAAUCAGCUCAACUUUGGGAACAGCGGUUACAAGAAGCCGUGCGAUGUUGGACCAAGUUCCGAGAAUGCGAAAGACAGAUUUCCGAAUGGUUAUCAGCUGCUGAAACACUCAUCAACGAUCGGAACAUUGACAACCGUCAAUCUGUAGAGUACCAUAAAAACUUUUUCGGAAAAGUCAACGAGAGAUGGAUUCAGGAUCUCGUCAACGUAGCGCAAGAUUUGAGAAACGCGUUACCCGUAGAACAGCAGGCUCCAAUAAUCGAGGCUGUCGAUUCGUUGCAAAGAAGAUGGAAGGAAGUACUGACAUUCGCUCCACUGCAUUUAAUGAGACUCGAGUUUAGACUGGACGAGGCCACGUUCUCCCAGUACUUGAAGGAAAUCGAGAUGGAAAUCAACGCUGAACAACAAGCUAUGGUGAAAAAUGAGGAGGUUGGAAGCAUUUUGAAUAGAAACAAAGAUUUCUUUGUUAAUCGUGGAAUGGUGGUUCAAGUAGAACGUUCCCUCCAAACUUUGAAGAAAAUUAGUUUAGCAUAUUCAAAUCUCAAACCAGAUGAUACAAGCUUAAGCGAAGCUGCACAAAAUGCCGAACGUCGUUGGGAACAUACUGCUAAUAGAGUCGAAGCUCUUAGAGAACAACUCCGCCAAGUUCCACAGCAAUGGGCUGCCUAUAAACAGAAAUUCGGCGAAAUGGUGUGUUGGAUGGACCACGUGGAUGACACUUUGAGAACAAUGUUGCAUGAAGUCAGUUCGCUUGAAGAAUUUGAACAGGAGAAAUCAGUCUUCCAGCUUCAAAAUUUGACGAGAGUGUGUCAUGAAGCAGACAAUAAACGCGAAGAGAUGAAAUGGUUGGUACAAACUUUAGAUAGUUUAACCUCAAACCGUUCAGAUCAAGAAGCAGUUACUGAACAGCGAAAACUCGAGCAACUCAUCACUCGCUAUAAAAAUCUCAUACCAACUAUUGAAAUAACCAUGACUAAAACUGAUAUUUACUCCAAGAGUUAUACUUAUAGAAAAGAAGUGCGUGAAGUUUGCACACUUCUUCAUAAAGUACGUGAUCAAACAACCGAAGUGCCUACAUUAGAAAGUCUUGAAAGUCUGAAAAAAGCCUUGAAACAUCAAGAAACUUGCCUGAAUCAACUUGAACAACAGCGUGCCAACAUCGUUAGCAUGCUGCAACGUGGAAAAGAUUUACUUAGAGAUCAACAUGCACCAAACUUCGUUUCUUCUGAAGUUCAACAAUUAGAAGUUAGCUGGAACGAGACGUAUGGCCAAAAUAUUGAAACCCUGAAAACUCUGAAGAAUUCACAAAAACUGUGGAGUAAUUACGAUGAACAAAAGGAAGAGAUUCUAAAAUUGAUUGCACAAGCAGAAGAAGAUUUGCGGAGAAUGGAUUCGGCAUUUUAUUACAAUACAGCACAAGUUUCUGCCGACUUACAACAUCAACAGGAGCUCAGUUCUUCUUUGAGAAAAACGGCAAUAAAUAUGGUGAAAAAAUUGCAUGAAACAUAUUCUAGUCUUAUCAAAGUUACAACAUCUGAAAAACAACCUGAACUGGGCAAAGAAGUAUCACAAGUAGAAGAAAUGGUACACUCCACACUGGAAAAAGUAGAUGAACGCGUUGAGAAAUUGCAAGUCUUACAAUCCAAGUGGAAUCAGUUCCAAUCCAAGAUAGCAGAGCUACAGAAUUGGACCACUCAAAUUGCUCCCCAGUCUAUCGCAGACAUAAAAGCUUCCGUUACAUCUCCUGAAGAACGAGUCACUAAAACGGAAAUUUUGCAUAAGCAGAUCCAUGAGAAAGUAACAAUAUUGAAAAUAAUUGAGGAAGAAUCGAGAAUCCUCAUAAAAGAAACUGACAAAAAACCAGAAGCACAGAAUCUUCGGACAAAUAUCCAGAAUUUACAUUCUGCUGUUGAUUUGUUGAAUGAAAACAUCGUUAAUCAAAAAGAAAGGGCGUCUCAAAAUCUAAAUACUUGGAAAGAAUAUGAAGUUGGAAUUCAACAAUUGAAACCGUGGAUUGAAGACGCAGAAGCUAAGGCAACUUCAAUUGGCUCCAAACCAACAACUCUGAGACAAGCUAAUGAAAUGUUGGAAACUGCUCGUGUUUUCGAACAGCAGUGUGCUGAACACCUUCCUAGAAUUCACAAUCUAACUCAAAUUAGUCAGCAGCUUGGUAGUCGAACAAGUGCUCCUGAUGAAGUUGACACGGUUCAUAGCCGCUGGAACUCCAUUCAUGAUGUGGCUCUUCAGACUAAGACAAAAUUAGAGAAACUCGUUUCAUCCUGGAAUACUUUUGAAAAUGACAUUAAAGAAUUCAAUGAAUGGCUUAGAAAUACCGAGAAAACCGUUUCCAUGGAGCCGAAUCUUCAAACUCCUGAUAUCAAUAAGUUGGAGCAAGAAUUACAUCGUUUGAAAGAAUUUAGUAAAGAAAUUUCGAACAGACAAGCUCAAUUGAUUACUCUGACCCAAGUUUCCGAUCAAAUAAGUCAUGGACUGUCUAUUGAAGGAGCUAGUACCCUAAAAAAUCGCGUGACCGAAUUGAAGGCACGUGUAAGUAAGCUUGCAGAUACUGUUCGGCAUCACAUUAAUAGCACUUCUGAUGCUGUACUCGCAACAAAUGAAUUCCAAAUUAAAAUUUCUGACUUCGAAAACUGGAUGAGUCGUUUACGUCAAAAUAUGGCAGAAAUAAGUGAUGUAAAUAUCGACAACGUUGAUACCAGCCUGCAAUCUGUGCAUGCUUACCUGCAGGAGCAUUCUGAAAAACAGCCUCACUUUGCAGCUAUUUACGAAGAAGUAAAAUAUUUGAGCAGUCGAGGAUCACCAGAAGAGGCUGCAAAUCUUGAUGAAAUUUACACUUCGAUGGCCGUUAAGUACAAAGCUCUAGAAGAUGACCUUCUGCAAAAGAAAAGGGCUCUUGAAAAGUGGACUGAACUUUUGAACUGGAAUCAUGAAACUUCUGCUCAACUGAAUCAUUACAAGUAUGAAGCAGACGCACGUAAACCAACAAUAGAUGAUUGCGAACGACUAUCUGGUGAACUUAAAAAUGUUCAAUCAAAAAUAAAUAGCUGGAAAGAACAGAUCCCAACGAUAGAUAGUGCCUUAGGUAUUCAAGUCCGUGAUAAUCAGGAAAAGCCGUUAACAGCGUCAUCUUUAAUAAAUAAUUUGGAAACUCAAGUCGUUUCUUUGGAAUCUACAUUGAAUACAAAACGCGAUAAACUUGAAAAUUUAAGCUCGCGAUGGGAUAAAUUCAGAAAAUUACAACAAAAAUUAACUGAGGAGAUUAUUGGAACGCAGACUGCAUUGCAAGAAGUAACGUACACUGUUGACACUUGUGAAAAAUUGGGACCAGCUAUUGAGAAAAUCACUAACCUGAUAGAGGAACAUCAGCAACGAUGCCCGGCAAAAGAAACUUUACACCAGGAGGGUGCUGAAUUGUUGAAAGAAGAUCAACGUUCCAUGACAAAUGUGCAAGUUGUUCUUUCGUCUGUUGAUUCUAAUUGGGAAAAGGUAAAUGAACUGUUGCAUGAACAACGGAAAAAGUAUACCGAUAUGGAUUCAAGCUGGAAACAGUUUGUCGAAGCCAGAGGAAAGCUUACAGCUUUUAUAGAUGAAUCGAUAAACCUUUGUAAUUCCGUUAAAGAAGUUCCCAAUGAUAUUACUCAGGCUACAUUUGCAGUUGAAAAACACAAAAAGGCUUUAGAAACUUUGAAAAAAGGAAAGCCUUACUUGGAAAAAAUGGACUCGAAAGCACAACAGAUAAUGAAAGAAGCAUCCUUGAUGCCUAGUUUCAAUGUCGAUUCUAUGGAAUCCAACGUUUCGAGUAUCCAUAAAAAAUAUCAAGAUACUUAUUCUAAUAUAGUUGAAAAAAUUCAGCUUUACGAAACUCAAGUAAUCAUUUGGAAACAAAUAGAUGAUGCAAAAUACGAAUUAACACGUUGGUUGAGCGAUACCAAUGAAUCACUUACAGCAGCCUGUGAACGUCUGGCAGAUGCAGAAAACGGCCAAUCCAGAUUAAUUAAAUUUAGAGAAGAGUUGCCAGCGCAUCAGUUGCUACGUCAAGGGAUUUCAACAAAAACUGAACAGCUUUUGAAAUUCAAUCGCGGAGUUGCAAUCCCAACUUUAGCUUCAUUGAAUCAUCAAUUGGAUGAAGAAUUUAAACGGGUACAUCAAUCAGCAGAUAAAUUAGAUCAAAUGACGUCGAGCUUUGCAGAGAAAGAAAAUAAAAUCCGCCAAGAAAUAAAGCAAUCCAGUGAUUCAAUAUCCAAAGUUCGUGAAGAAAUUAUCAAAUGCGAUGAUCUCACUGGUGAGAAUGCGAAAAUUAUGGGAAGAAUAAACCGUUGUAAAGAAUUGAAAAAAGAACUUCAAAGGUGCAAUUCUGUUUUAAAGAAAGUCGACGAAAAACUAGUAGAGUUAGGGACUGAGUAUCCGUCCAUAAUGAAAUCUAGCCUACCUAAAGAAUUGCAAUCCUUGCAGACUAGACGUGAUACAGUUGCCAGUCAUGCCGAAAAAGUAACUGCAACACUAUGUGCCUUUUUGAUGAAAUUAUAUCACGAGAAGUUCAGCGCUUUGCAACGCUUAGUUGCUACGAGUAGAGAAAAAAUAACUUGGUGCGAACCAGAACACAGCAGCGACAAAUACAAUUUAGAAGUAAAAUUAGCGUCUCUUCUUGAUGUAGAAGCUGAUCUGCAGGAGUGUGAAGUUAGAAAACGUGAAACCGAUCAAUCGUUAAAACUUUUAGAAAAAGUUGAGAAUCCUGAUACUCUAAAAACGCUUCGUGAUGAACGUGAAACAAUACAUGUAGAAUUAGAAUCUCUUAAAAUAACAUUUGUAAAUAUCAAGAAAAUUUUGGAAAAAAAUAUAGUGACUUGGGAACGGUAUGAAAUGAUGUCAGACAGCGUUUUAUCGUGGCUAAAACAAGCUGAAAAUAGAGUAAGAGCAGAAACUUCGGUUCUUUUGAGCCCGCACGAAAUCGAAAAUAAGAUUAUCGAAAUGACUGAAUUCCGCAGUUCGUUUAAGCAACAUAAAAUGGAAAUCGGGCAACUUAUAACAUUCAGCAAAGAAAUCAUAAAUGUAAGUCCAGAAGCCCGGGUUGAGCAGUAUGUCCAUCAUUUAUAUGCCAGGUAUGAAGCUGUUGAAAAGUUUAUAUCACAGCAACUCAAUAAAUUGGAUGAGAUGCAAAUAAAUCGAGAUGAGUACGAAAAAAAUGCAAAACAACUAGAUCAAUGGAUUACAAAAGCUGAAGAAAAGUUAAAAACGUAUGAAGAAAUCAGUGGCCCAAAGCCGAUGACGUUCUAUCAAGUAAGAUUGAAAGAAUUGAAAACUUUCAAUGAUGAGCGCGAAAAAGGCCAAGCUAUCUUCAAUGCCACAGCGGAAUCUGGUGAAGCUCUGUAUUCGAAAAUCAACCCAGAUGAUAGAGAAACUAUAAGAGCAGAUUUGAGAAACCUUCGAAGUCGGCUGGACAAUUUAACUGACAGGACAAAUUUGGUGUAUAAGAAGGUGGAAAAUGAUAUGAUGCACAGAUCUUCCUUUGAAGACAAAUAUUCUCAGAUCAAACAGUGGGUAAUCGAUGCCCAGGCUAAAUUAGGAAAUAAACAAGAGCUAUUACCAACUUUGCAAGAGAAAAAACUAGCCCUCCAUACGUAUCGAACUAUCGCCCAGGACGUAAAUGCUCACAAAAGCAUUUUGCAACAACUGCAAGAAAGAUGGGGCUCUCUUCCCGAUGAUGAAUCAAGCUCUAUGCUGAACUCUGUUAUUGAAUCUUAUGACAAGCUUUCCGAAAAUGUAGAGGACAGAAUUAAUGUAGCUGAAAAACACGUUGCAAAUCACGAAGCAUAUCAGCAAACGUUCGAAAAGACGCGAGAUUGGAUAAACACCAUUGUGAAUGAAACCUCUGCUUUACUGGACGAUCUGGCUAUUGAACGCGAAACGGCCAAAUCCAGUAUAAAUUUGAUAGAAAAUGUCCUGCAGCAGAAAGAAGAGGGAGAUCGAGUCAUAGAAGAUUGCAAUCAACAAAUGAAUAUUGUUUUGGAACAAACGUCAAUCCCAGGUCAUCAAGUAUUGAUAAAGUCAUUCGAAGAACAAAAGAAGAUAUGGCAAGACUUCUUGGCUCGAUGUGCCGUUUUUAGAGAGAAACUUAAUCGUCUAUUUGAUGAGUGGUCAGAAUUCCAAAGGGUAGUCGAAGAGCUUGAAGCUUGGACGAAACAUAUAGAACCUCAGGUGAAAGAUCAAAGUUUGAAGAGUACAGAAGAAGCUAAGAUUGCUCAUCUUCAAAAAUUGAAAUCUCUAGAAGAAGAGAUUGCAUCGAAAGCUCCGAUAUUUAAUUCAGCGAUCGAAAAGAGCCAAUCAAUCGAAGCUGAGUCCGAGUUGGUAACAAGGGUUUCGAAGCAAGCCACAAAGUAUCAAGCUCUUAAAAAUCAAGCCCGGGAAUCUGUCGCUCGUUACGAGCAAUUUGUAAAAGAGCACAGUACGUUCAAUCAACGCUACAAUCACUUCGUUCAGUGGAUAGGAGAAUUACAAACGGAAUUGAAAAAGCACAGUGAAAUUGUUGGCGACCUCAAUGUUUUACAGCAGCGACAGAAAGUUAUUAGAGAUCUCGGAGAUACUCGUACAAAGGAAAACCCUAAAUUCGAAUCAGUGAUUGAUCUCGGAGAGAAACUUUAUACGCAUACGUCCCCUGACGGUCGGGAGAUCGUACGCCAGCAGUUGAGAAAUUUGAGACAGUUAUGGGAUAGUUUCUCAGACGACUUGCAAUCAGCCACUCAAAAACUAGACCAAUGCUUAAUGCAGUUCGCAGAGUUUUCACUCUCGCAAGAGCAGUUGACUACAUGGCUGCGCGAUGUUGAAAGAGCAAUGCAUCAACAUACGGAAUUAAAGUCUACGUUGGAAGAAAAGCGAGCACAGCUUCAAAAUCAUAAAAUCAUGCAUCAAGAAAUUAUGUCCCAUCAAACUUUGGUUGAGGCUGUUUGCGAGAAAGCUCAGCAAUUGGUUGAUCAAACCAAAGAUACCUCUUUGAAUAUUUAUUUACAGUCCAUAAAACAAUUAUUCCACAAUAUUGUGUCGAAAUCGCGUGAUUUGUUAGACAACCUAGAAGAUUGCGCUGAUAAGCACAACAAAUUCAACAUACAAUGCAAAGCUUUCUCUGACUGGCUGCAAGGAGAACGAGAAAAACUUUUGGAAUGCAACGAUUGUACUGGCGAGAGAACUGAUAUUUCAAGGAGAUUAGCAACUUUGUCGAUUCUGAAAGAUGGACGAAACCAAGGCACAGAACUGAUUAAAAAACUCAAAGACUUUGCUGGAAUUGUUGCAAAGAAUACAGCACCCAAAGGACAAGAAGCAAUACACAACGAAAUCGCUAAUCUAGAAUCUAGUUUGAUGCAACAUAUUAGUGACAUUGAAUCGGUUGAAGCAAAGCAGAAUGCAGCACUGAAGAAAUGGGAAGAAUUCGAGGAGCCAUUAGAAUCGUUCAUGAAAUGGUUCCGUUCAAUGGAAUCUGCAUUUAGAGAUCAACAGUUGCAGCCAAAUUUGUCAGAAAAACAACAUAGAUUAUCUGCUUUGAAAGAGAAACGCGAAGUUAUUUUGAAAAAAGAAAGUGAAAUUGAUCAAUUUAUUGACCAAUCGCAUGUUCUUCUUAACACCAGUGGUGUUGAGAGAAUAAAACCAUUAGUAUCUCAGAUAAGCAACAGAUAUACAGCUCUCUUAACUCUAAGCAAAGAUGUGAUCAGUCGUUGCGAAGAAAUCGUUGACAAUCACAAAGCAUACGAUGAAAAGUUAUCAAGUACUGAUGCUUGGUUGACUCCUCUCGAGCAACAUUUAGCUACUCUGAAAGCUGAUGAAAUGAAAGGCAGCCCAGAAGCAAGAACGUCCAGAUUACAACUAUUAUUAACAGAAAAGGAUCAAGCUGAACAUCGGUUGAUUACACUUUCAACAGCUGGUGAUAAAAUCUUACCUGAAACGUCGUCGCAGGGCCGUGAAGUUGUUCGACAACAAAUCCGACGUAUACGAGAUCGAUGGGACAGUCUUGCUGAAGGUAUCGUCGAACAACAGAAAAAGCAAGGUUUGCAGUCACUGCAGUGGUCAAGUUAUCAGGAAACUCUUCAACAAAUCCUUUCUUGGCUUGAUAACAUGGAACGAUCUGUCAAACAAGAAUCAGCUACGGUUCCAUCUUCGCUUCAAGAAGCAAGGUCAAAACUGCUUAAAUGCAAGACUGUUCAUCAAGAAAUCAUUGCACAUAAACGUAUUAUUGAAGCUGUUUCGGAAAAGGCGAAUGCUUUAAUUCAAGUUUCUCAAGCCCCAUCUGAUAUUGAAGAAAAAGUAAAAUCAGUUUCUAAAAGAUAUGAAAAAUUAGUAGAUACAUCUUCGAAAGGAUUGGUCAACUUGGAAUCCAUAUUGGACGUAUUUCAACAAUUCCAUGACUUACAAAAAGCUUACAAAGAUUAUCAGAAACAACAAUGGGAUAAGCUGGCUAACUACAACGAUUGCACCGGAAAUAAAGUAGCUUUGCAGGCUCGAUUAACAAAGAUUCUUGAAAUACAAGAUAACUUAGGCGAAGGCGACGUAAAGUUGAAUGCCUUAGGGGAACAUGUAGCCAAAAGUUCGGGCAUGGUAUCGCCCAGGUCUCAAGAAUCUAUGGAUAGAGACUUAAACAAUCUGAGAUUCGAAAGUAAGAAAUUCGCUACUGCAGUCGGUGAUGCUGUCCGCUGCAUUGAAGAACGAAUUCAGCAGUGGAGUGAAUAUGAAAAUUCCUUGGAACGGUUACUCGUAUGGCUAUCAGAUGCAGAAACAUCUCUGAAAAAUUACAGCUUGAAAAAUACUAUUGAGGACAAACAAGAACAGUUAGAGAAAUAUCAGGAUCUUCAAAAAGUUAUGGAAGCACGCAACGCUGAUGUCUUGGAACUGGUGGCACUCAGUGACCACCUCGAGCAAGCGCUGCUUGUUAAUCUUCGUCAAAACGAGGCUGAAUUUGACAAGAUGAGCGAUGAUUCUUCUGAUUUAAUUCAGAUUAGCGGAGAGUCGAGAUUCUCUGUCAGUGUUCAACAAGUAACAUCUCGCUUCCAGUCAAUACAAGUCACGGCUAAGGAAUUGCUUAAAAAAUGCGAUCAAGCGUUGUCAGAUCACUUGUCCUAUCUCGAUAAGUACAAACAGUGCUCGGAGCGUCUAGCAGCUGCUCAACAAUCAUACCAGGCUACGCGUGAUAACAUUUCCGGCACUCGACAAGAGCUUUCUUCUCAUAUCGAAACGAUACACGAUCUUUUAGCUAGACAGUCAUCGAUGAUUCUCUUGGUAAACAGUACAGUCGAAGCUGGAGAACGACUUUACACGACUACCGGUAACGAAGGACGUGAGAUUAUUCGACAACAGUUGUUGGACCUCCAACAAGCGCUGGAGACUCUUUAUGAUAACGUGACACUCACUGAACGUGAAAUCCAAGCGAAAAUAUCACGCUGGUCAGGGUUCGAUGAAUGCAGCGAAGCCUUUGAGGCUUGGUUGAAGAACGCCGAAGCUCAUCUCAAAUCUGAGAUUGAAUUAAAAACUACCUUGGAUGAAAAACGAGCUCAGUUGCAAAUUUACAGAACAUUUUUGCACGAUGCUCAAACGCAUCAACAAGAUCUUUUCAAUUUGAGAGAUAAGGCAGAUUCUCUUCCGGAACGACCGGAGAAAAUAGAGAAAGUUUUGAAUGAUUUGAACAGAAGACAUGCCACUGUACUCAAGCGAGCUGCUGGAUUCGUUGAGAGAUACGAAGGCAUCGUCAGCGAUCACCAGCAGUACAGUAAAGCAGUUCUCGAUACUCACGAGUGGCUCGACGCAACAUUGAAUGCUGUCAAUAUGUGGGGUGAUGCUGAACUUGACAGAGUAUCAUUGCAUACGAAUCUUGAUCGCCUGCAAAAUCUUCUGCAAAGCUUACCCGAGGACGAGCCAAGAGUCUAUCAAAUUCGUAGUCUCGGAGAAAAAGUUAUUCCGGGUACUUUAGAAUCAGGACAAGUCAACAUCCGAUCACAAAUGGAUUCGUCGCAGCAAGAAUGGGAAGGAUUAGUCUCUGCAGUAAAAUCAACUAUCGAUGCCCUUGAAGCUAAGUUGCAGCAGUGGAAUGAAUAUGAAGUUUCGAAAGAACGUUGCUUAGCUUGGAUUCGUGAUACGGACACAAAACUCCAUGCAGUGGAUCUAAAAUCCACGCUGGAGGAGAAGAAAGAACAGCUUGAAAAGCUUCGAAGCUUGCAAGGUGAAAUUCGUGCUAAGGAGCUUGAGAUUGACUCAGUUACUGAACGUGCUCAUCAGUUGCACAAGCAAACAUCACGAAGUUCGCAAAUUUCCGAACUAGGAGUUAAAUAUCAACAGAUCUCCAGUAAAGUUAAGGAAUUGAAUAACAAGUGGCAACAGUAUGUAACUAGUCAUCAGGAAUUCGACAAUCAGUUAUCCGAGUGCACACGUUGGCUCGACGAGAUUCGUAAUAAAUUAGCAUAUUGCUCAGAUCUUAGUGCCUCCUCUCAAAAAGAUCUUGAGAAGAAAAUGGAAAUCAUCCAAGAUUUAUUACUUUACAAGGAAAAUGGUUUUGCAAAGAUUCAAGGAAUUGUGGAAGUCGCUCAAGGAGUUUUGGCAAAUACCGCACCAGCUGGUCACAGGGCAAUAAAUGAUGCCGUUGCUAAACUACAAGAACAAUGGAGCUCCCUCGCUUCUAAGAUGCUCGAAACGAAAACUAAUUUGGAUGACUCAAUAAAUAAGUGGGCUGGAUUACUCGAACAGAUACAAUUAAUAAAUAAGACAGUAGAAUACAUGCAAACUUCUGUAGAUGAGUUGUCGCAAUUCCAAACAACAAUGAGUGAAAAGCGUUCUCAAUUAGAAAGAAUUAAGGCUUUGGAAGAAAAGGUGCGCUGCGAAAACAUCGAAGUGGAUGCACUUAAAGCAAAGGUCGGAGAGAUGAUUGCAAGUGGUCAACAAAGUAUUGCUGCAUCUCAGGCGCAAGAGAUCCUCAACAAAUUUGAUAACCUGUUUGAAAGAAUUAAAUCGUUGUUGACUGAACGAGAAGAUCAAUUUAAAGAUCACCGUCUUUACAAAGAAGCCCAUGACGACCUGAUCGGCUGGUUGAGCAGAGCACGCGAGAAGAUUCCAGCUGUCAAACAGCGUUCUUUGAGCGACAAACUGGCUAUCGAAAAUGCAGUUGCCCCUCUUGAAAGCCUCUUGAAUAAAAAGGCUCAAGGUGAACUUAUGGUCGAACAAUUACAGCACACCGGUCAAGUCGUUUGUGCAAGCACAAGCCUACAAGGUCAAGAAGUCAUUCGAAAUGAAAUGCGCGCACUCACAGAAAGCUUCGAAACUCUUUUCCAGGAUAUUAAACAGCAGAAAGACCAACUGGAAACAACUGUCAGCCAAUGGCGAGAUUACAAAGAUGAGUAUGAGAGGUUGAGCGAUUGGCUUCAGCAAUUUGAUAUUCUCAUCAAGGCACAGAAGAAUUCUCUCUUACCAAAUGUGCAGGAAAAGGAAAAACAAGUAAAGGAAGUAAAAGAGAUACUUGCUAAUUUAGAAAAAGGACAGGAACAGAUAGAUAAGUUCAAUAAGUCAGCAUCAGCCCUUCUUGCUACUCCACUAGACACCUACGUAAACAACCAGCUACGACACUUGAACUCACGUUACCAAGUUCAAGUGAAUUUAGCCAAGGAUGUCCUGCAAAAAGUAGAGACUAACUUCUCCCAACAUCAGGAAUAUGAAAUGAAUCUAGGUAAGACGCGAGACUGGAUCGAAAAUGCAAAACAGAUUAUACGUCAAGGAACCGAGGCAGCUUCGAGUAGUAGCCGCGAAGAACUUCAACAAAGAUUGGAUAAGAUUCAAGAGCUUCUAAGAAAACGCGAGGAAGGUCAGAAUCUUGUACAUCUGACAGUCAAUUGUGGGGAGAAAGUAAUGCGUAAUACUAGAUCUGAUGGCCGCGAAGAAAUUGCUGCACAAUUGAAAGAAAUUCAAAAUGACUGGGAGAGACUUGUCAAGAAGAUAUCUACGACUAAAGUACAUCUAGAGACCAGUUUACUGCAAUGGGCAGAUUACAGUUCAUCCUACUCUCAGUUGCAGCAAUGGAUUAACGAUAGAGAAGCUAAGCUACAACAAGUCUGUGAACAAAAAGUAUCCAAAGCUCGCAAGGGUCUUGCUGGUCUUAACUCAUUAGCUAUUGGUGAACGUAAAGCAAAUCUACGUCAAACCAACAGCAUUGUUCAGGACAUCGUAGCUUUUGAACCUAUGAUCCAAUCCGUAACAACUAAAGCAGAAGAUCUUCAGCAAGCAACACCAGCGACUGAGAUUUCUAUCAAGUACGAAACCCUUAGCAAACAAGCCAAAGAGCUCUAUGCCAAACAGAAAGAAACCGUGGAACAACACCAAGCUUUCAUAGACAGUGGAAACGAAUUUGUUCAAUGGAUCAGAGUAGCAAAGGAAAGAUUGGGAAAAUGUUCCGAACCAACUGGGGACAAAGAAUCGUUGGCUAGUAAGAUAGCUCAAUUGAAGGUGCUCCAAAGCGAAUUGCCAGAAGGUCAGAAGAAACUUGAAAAAGCUCUAGAACAAGGCAAUCUAGCAUGUCAAAUAGCAGAUGACGAAGACAAGGAAAUUAUUGAAGAAGAAGUUGCUCUUCUACAAGAGGAAUACGAUAAUUAUGUGGAUUCGUUAAACAAUACAAAGAGUUUACUUGAGGUAGCUAUUGUUAAAUGGACGGAAUAUGAAGAUCAAUAUUCUGAAGCUGCGGAAUGGCUGACUCAAACCGAACAAUUAGUUCAGAGUUUCAACAAAUUACAAGAUUGUUUAGAAGAAAAGAAAAAUGUUCUAGAGCAAUUCCAAGGACAUCUUCAAACUUUGUUUGACUGGCAAAAGGAGCUGGAUAGAUUGAACAUGAGAGCUCAAAUGCUUUUGGAAACUUGUGCCGACACACGUAUUUCAAACGCAGUUACGCAAUUGACAACUAAAUAUAAUGCUAUUCUUUCGCUCGCUAAGGAAAUCAUGCGUCGUUUGGAGUUGCAUUAUCAGGAGCACCAACAACACAAUACUUUGUAUCAAGAAUGUCAGGAUUGGAUCGAUCGAACUCGAGACAAACUCAAUGAAUGUAAAGAAGUUCCAAACACCUUACCCGAGGUCAACAAUAAAUUACACACCUGCAAAAUGAUUCGACAAAGUUUGGAACAAGGCCAGAAUAAGUUGCGUUAUGCACUUGAACUGAAAGAAAAGGUUAUUAUGAAUACUGAACAAAAUGGAGCUGCAAAGAUACAGGAAGAUACGGAAAACUUGAAAGCUGACUUUGACAAGUUAUUGAUUGACGUCGAAGAAGCUAGGCAAAAACUUUCUGCUCGUGCUGGUGUACUGGAAGAACUUAAUAAAAUGCAUAGGCUGAUCGCUGAUUGGCUAGAGGAAGUGGAAAGUAACGUGCACUUUGAUGAAGUUUAUCGCAAUGAUUUAAGCGAAAAACGAGCUCUAUUAGAGAAAUAUAAAACAGUCCAAAGAGAUAUCCAUGGUCACAAUGAGAAUGUAGAAAAAUUAAGACUUCGAUUGGCCGAUGAUUCUAAUAUUUCUAAAGGUCCGUACGACGCCACUAUUGCUAAGUACGAAGAGCUUCGAAAACUAGUCGCUCAAAAGAUUCAAAACCUGGAAAAACAAGUGAAGGAUCAUGAAUUUUACCAACAAGCAUUUAAUGAUGCAUCUGACUGGGUAAAACGAGCUAAAGUCGAUCUCCAACAAUAUAGCAUUACUCACGGAGAAAAAGAAAAUGUCAUUGAAAGAGAAGGCAAAGUAAAACAGAUGAUAUCGACUCUACCCAAAGGCCAAUCUUUGAUUUCUAAGGUCAUCGAGACCAGCCAAGAUGUUCUUUUAAAUACUGGACCUGAAGGUCAGGAUACGAUCAAUCACGAUCUUGACCAAUUACAAGCUGAUUGGAACCACUUGCAAUCUCAGUGCCAGGAAGCAGAAACGACACUUUCCAACUGUAUUCUCACCUGGUCACAAUUCACAACAGCACUAGAAAGCAUGCAAAAGUGGAUUGAUCAAUUCCAAAGAAAGAUAAGUGCCGAACAUACUAAAGAAAAUAAAACUCCAGAAGAUCUAACUAGAUGCAAAAAUUUGGUCGAUGAAGCUAUUCGUCAAAAACCCAUUCUUGAAGAUCUGAAUGACAAAUGCGAACUUUUAAUGGAAUUGAGUGCUUGUAACUGGGCAAGAGAAAAAACGGUUCAACUGCAAUCCGCAUACACCGCAUUAUUGACAGAUGCUCAGAGUCUAGUUUCUAGAGUAGAGAAGAACUUGUCGGAUCACACAGAGUUCUUAAAAGCCAAAAAGGAAUUCGAAGACUGGUUACAUACAGCUCACGGUUCGAUUCAGGACUGCGUUGGUGUUGGAGAUGUUGCUUGGGCACAGGAUAAACUUCAAACUACAAAGCUUGUUGCUACAAGAAUUACUGAGGGUCAACAUUUACUCUCCACUUUACAAGCUGCUUUUGCCAAAGCAAUCAAUACUGCACUUCCUGAACAACAAGAUCAGUUAAGAACGGACAUGAGUGAACUGCGUUCCAGUUGGGAACAGCUCAGUAUGGAUCUUAAUACUAUUCAGGCUCAAGUUAAAUCUGUACUGCACAGAUGGGAAGAUUUCUAUGAAACCCGAGAUCGCUUUGAGGAAUGGCUCAACAAAACUGAAGAGUCUACUAAAAUCUUGCCUGAUACCAAAGGAGAACUUGGUGAAAUGAAAACACUUCUUGAAAAGUAUAAGCACGUGAAGGAUGAGGUGCGAAACCGAAAAUCAGAUAUAGACAAUCUUAUGAGCGAAGCUACCGAACUAUCAAGCUGGGCUAAAGAUAACACCACGCUCAACCAAGUGAAAGUAUUAUAUGCUCGCUGGGAAUCGUUGGAUCAGCAAAUCGAUAAACAGAAAACUCUAAUCGAUGAUGAAAUGAAAGAAUAUAACGCAUACCACGCUGCUCUGCAAGAAACUGAGAAAUGGUUGCUACAGGUUUCUUUCCAACUAAUGGCUCACAAUUCUCGUUAUAUCGUUAGCAAAGAGCAAACGCUAGAACAAAUAAAGCAACAUCAAGCUUUGCUUGAUGAAAUUCGCAAUUAUGAAACCGUAUUGGAUGACUUAAAAACUAAAGGCCAUAACCAGAUCGAAAGAUACGAAGCAUUAAAUUCAUCAGUUAAACCAACUAUUCUGACACAAUUACAAAACGUACGUGAUAGCUACAACUCACUGCUUAAUACUGCACUGCAAAUUGAGAAUCGAUUGAGUGAAUCCCUCGCUAAAUUCCAAGAGUAUGAGAACACUCUGGAAAGUAUUAUGAAGAAUUUGGAAGCGUACGAGCCAGAGGUUGCAAGGGAACAAGAAGCACCGCUUGAUACAUUGGAAUCUGCAGAGGACAGCUUAGCAUCUGCUAAAACGUUGUACAACAAGUUGCAAGGAGAGAAGGCUCGACUCGUCGCUGCUGUCGAAGCUUGCGAAGCCGCAGCUGCAUGUGUCUCUAGACCAGGAAGCCCAUUGGAUGCUCCAUCAGUCCAAAUACCAGCUAAGGAGAUGGAAGUUCGUAAUCGUUUGGAUGAUCUCAUCGAUCAGCGUACUGAACAGAGCGAAACGGACUCCUCUAUACGCCUCAAAGCGCUUCUCGAUGGCAUCGAGCAAAAUGGUUGCCUAGACAAACUAAACGAUUUGUGUAAAAAGAUGCAAUCGCACUUGUCGAACGUGACCAAAGCCGUAAGCGAAUUGGAAGAGCAAACGCGCCAGAAGAACGCUCUAAUAACUUGGAUAAACCAGCAACGAGCGUUAUGCGCUGAGUGGAAAUCGCGACCGGCAAAACUGCGCGCCGAGGCUGCACAGUCCGAACUGCAGGCAAUGAAUGACUUGUUGACGAAUGUCGGUGACCGACGAAGUCGAGCCGAGGCCGAGUUUCUGAUCCGUCCAGAUGGACAAGACGCGGAUAUCGAGGAAGGAUUAGAUAAACUCGAAGCUGAGCUGAUUGAUGCCAUUGCUGGAAAACAAUCUGCUCAAGACCUAAUUCAGAAGUACCGUAAUGAGGUACACGAUAUUCACUCGUGGUUCGAUGCUUUAUCCAAGAAGGUGGACGUCAUUGAGAAAGGAAAUGGAUUGACUAUUGGACAAAAGAUUGCAUCUCUAAAAGAAAUCACUUCUGAAUUCGAAACGCAAGGUCCCGAAAGGCUGGAGGAUGUAAGGAAACUUGGUGAUCAAGUUAUGGAUUCAGUCAGCAACUUGGACUCUCAACAGAUCGAGGAACAGAUCAAAUCUGUCGAGCGAAGACACGGCGACAUCAGCAAAAAGCUCCAGAGAAAGGCUCAAGUUCUGGAGACAACAGCUCAGGGUAUCGAAGCUACGCGACGAGAAAUCGAAGAAAAUCGUGAAUGGAUCAGUGAUAAAAGACGUGUCGCCCGUAGUUCAGAACCUCUGGGCUACGAAAGCCGACAAGCUGAAGAAAGACUAUUGGCUCUGAAGGGCUUACUCAAGGAAGCAGAGGCAAAGCAAGUUCUAACCGAUUCAUUGGAGAAGCGUGUUGGUAACAUGACCAAUGAGCUCGAGGCCAGUGAACAACAACAGCUUGAACAGGAGGUGAAGGCUCUACGAGUAGAGCAGGCUGAGCUUUGCUCUAUCCUUAGAGAGGAGAUCUCCGCUGCAACGGCUGCAGCUGAAACUAGACGAAAACUGGAGAAUGAUUUGGAGAAGGCCAGGUUGUGGAUAAAGUCAACAAGUAAUGAUUUGAAGAAGCUGAGUGGUUAUCUUCCUUUGAAGGCUUCCAAGGUCGAGGAAGACAUUGCACAGCACAAUACUUUGACAUCUGAGAUCAGACGAUUUAGCGAGGGUAUGCUAAAGGAACUGUUGAAACAUGGUAAUGCGAUGUUGAGAGAAUGCAAUGACGAAGAUCGUGACAGGUUACAAGCUCUUUUGGACAAGGUCAACGACGAAUACCAUGAUCUGCAAAAAGAGGCGCACGAAAAACAAGCAGCACUUGCCGAUCUUUUGCAAGGAAGAAAGGCCUUCGAGAGUGAAAUGGACAAGUGCCAACGCUGGAUCAACGAAGCUGAAGUGGCUACGUCAUCCGAAAUUCGUACUUCCAGUAUUGAUGUACUUCGCGAACAACUUGCGAAGUAUGACAGAUUGAAGAAAGAAGCCAAAGAAUAUGCCGACGACAUCGAGAAGAUUGUGCAGCAGGGUAAAUCGAUUCUACCAACGAUAAGCGACGCCGAUAAGCUGGAACUCAGUGAACUGUUGAAGAACAUGAAAGAAGCUCACAGUCGCGUCUCAGGUGUCAUCAAUGAACGCGCAGCCGCCCUCCAGAAGAGCAUCGACGAGGCAGAGGAAGUAGCGGCUCGUGUUGCGGAGGCCGUCCAAUUUAUGACCGACAUUCAGCAAGAACUCCAGGAGUUGAACAAACCAAUCGGUUCACGAGUUGAAGAUGUCGAGGGAAUGCUAGCUGCUUACGAGAGAAUCUUGAACGAUCUUAAAGCCAACAAGGCCAAACUUUCGGAUCUUCAAUCGGUGAACGUCGGUGACUUGCACGGCGUUGUAGCUCAGCAGGACGAUUUGAUCCGAGCUCUCGAAGCUCAAAUAGCAAAACUCCGCCAAUUACUUCUGUUGAGACAGCAGUUCAUCGCCCUGGUUACCGAGAUCAUGACUUUUAUCGCUAAGUAUACGGAGAUCGUACGCGACAUAGAACAAGGCGGGCAAACCACCGAGGAGAAGAUCAAGAAGUACGAGGAUGUCAUCAGCAAGAUCCAAGAGUGCGAGGCCACUUUGGCUAGCGCUACAGAUAAGGGCCAGCAAAUAGCUGCUGAAGGUUCUACUGCUGACAGGAACAACAUCACAGAGCAGCUCCAAUCCCUGAAGCAACAACUCCAGACAUUGAGACGCGCUGUAGAACACCAACGAGAGCAGCAUGAACUUGCAGCUGCGGAGCACAGAAGACUAGCCAACGAACUUGCCGACAUUCUCGACUACCUCGAGGGCAAAGAGAAGGAGGUAAAGACUCGCCCACUUCUAGACAGACACGCCGAAAGCGUCGAGACCGAGCUCAAGAAGCACAAAGAUUUAUGCGAUGGCGUGAACGAGUACCUAGACAAGAUCAGAGAACUGAAGGAGUCGGUCAAACACGAGGACGGCAUGCCAGGUUCGCUGAAGGAAAUGUUCAGUGAAGCCAUGUCGCUGUUGUCAUCUCUGCCAAGAGAAAUGGAGGAACGCGAGAACUACCUGGAAAGCAACAUGCAAAUGAGAGUGGAUUAUGCUGCUCUUACCGAAAAACUGCGCAACUGGGUACACGAGGCCGAGAUCCGACUGGAGAGCGACAAGGAGGGUCUUGAUUUUGAAAACAUCCUCAGUGACUUGGAAGAACACAAGAUUUACUUCAGUAGCGAAGCCUCGAUUCGGGAGCUCGUUUCCCAGCAAAUACAGCAGGCGGCCGAUAAGAUCUGGCCGUCCCUAAGCGCAUCCGAGCAGGAAGAGUUGAGUGCGGAGCAGCAGCAGCACACGCAACUGCUAAAGAACACGCUAAACACCGCGAAAUCGCAACGCGCUAGGCUCGAACAGGGUGCGGAAAUGUGGCGGGAUUUCGCUCAGACGCUGGAGCGCGUCAAGGCAGUCAUCGCUAGAACCAGAUUCACCGAUGAACCCGUUACGACUUUGGCUGGAUUGCAGUUCAAUAUACAGAAGAUCACCCAUGCUCUCAAUGAUAUUCAGAAUCAACAAUACGAGCUAGACCUGUUGAACGAACGCGGUAAAGAGGUCUUGCGCCAGGCUGAUGCCUCUAACAAGACGAAAAUCGAGUUUCAGCUAACUGAGAUCGGUUCUGAGUGGCGCGAGCUUGUAUCAGGACUCGAGGGUCGUCGUGACGCUCUCGAAGCCCUUUCCAAGCACUGGGAGGAUCUUGAGUCAAAAUGGUCGAGCACUGAGACCAAACUAAACGCAAUCGAAGAGCGCAGCAAGCUUGUCGAUACCGUCGUACGAUCAAAGCAACACCUUUUGGACACCAUUAAAACACUUGACGAGCUAACGUCCGAGGCCGAGACUCUAAAGUCCGACGCAGACGAGGUGAGAGAUCUGGCAGGACCCGUUCUCUCGUAUCUGGCAGCCUUCACCGAGCCUCCUGCACGUGCUCUCGAAGAGCGCAUAGAAAAACUUAGCAAAGCCGUCGACACACUCGUCAGCCUGCUGCGCUCCAAGUCGGAAAAGUCGAGCGAGGACCUGCGCAGUUUGCGCCUCGUCGAGGAGGUGAUAGAGCGGCACCGCGAGCGCCUCGAAUCCAUCGGCGCGCGCAUCGGCCAGUUCCACGUGCACGGCGCCGAUCAGGCGGUGAUCGAGCGCGAGCUUGCCGAUCUCGGUGCGGAGCUCGACGAGGAGCUCGAGGCCCUUCGGGAAUUCUCGGGAGACACUAAGGCGCGGUACCAAGCCAGCCAGCAGCUGGUGCCGAUCGACGUUGCCCAGAAGCUAGCUGCCCUCGAGCUGCAGGCGGAAGACACGAGCCAAGCCAUGGAGGAGAAGCAGCGCGAGCAGAAGCGCGCCAAGACCACGAGGACCGACUACCUCGCGGACGUCGACGAGCUGCAAGCAUGGAUGCGCGAGGCCGAGCUCAAGGUCCAGGACCGGUCGUGCGAGCCCUCCAAGAUGAUGGAGAACCUGCGCCAGAUCCAGACCGAACUGGCGCCCAUGUCCGACAAGCUCGAGCGACUGACCAAGAACGGCAAGUCCAUCGCGGAGAACACGAGGGAUGAGGCCGAGAAGGAGAUGGUCGGCAGCACCGUGGCCAAUCUGACCGAACAGCUGGCUCAGGUCAAGGCCUGGCUGGAGGAAAAGAAACAACAGGUCGGCGACACCCUCGACGCCUGGCAGCGGUUCCUCGCGCUCCUCGAGGCUGUGAAGGCCUGGACCGCGGAGAAGCGCGUCUUCUUGGCCGAACCGUUGAAACUAGCUAGUCUCAAUCAGGCGCGUCAGAGGCUACACGAGUACUCGACCGCGGUAAAGAGCUGCAAGCAGGUGAACAAGAAUCUGAGCGACAUGGGCCGCGAACUGGAGGGCAUCGGUCAGGUAACCAGCGUUGGCGACUUGCCCCUCAAGCUCACGGAAGCGGAAGAGGCUAAGGUCGAAGUGGAGGGUCAGCUGUUGGAGAGGAACGCGCUACUGCAAGAGACGAGCGAAGAGUGGGAGCAGUGCGAGCGCAAGAUGAAGGACGUCAAGGUCUGGAUGGAGAAGGCCCGACAGAACCUGGAGUCGCCGCAGAACAAGAAGAAACCGCUGCGCGACCAACACGCGAUCCGCGAAAAGAUGCUAAGCGACGUGGCGAUACAGAAGACCAAGAUCGCCAUGAGCGUGGAGAAGCUGCAGGUGCACUUCCGAUCGGGCAUCGGUGGCGACAGCCGCGUCGUCGAAGCCGCGGACGAGAUACUUGCCGAGCUCGACGUUCUCAACGAGACCUUUAAAGAGCAGACUGCUUCCCUCGAAGCCUGUCUCGCUCAGCUAGAUCAGUACCAGCAGGAGAUACAGCAGCUCCGUCAGCAAAUCGUGCAAGUCGAGCAGCAGCUGAGGACGGUUCUCAGCCCAACGUAUUUGCCGAACGACAGAGAAAAGGCGCUGCAAGAACAACAGGCCUUGCGGACACGGCUGGACGAGUGGAGGCAGCGUACACGGAUUCUGGCCGAUCAAAUUCACGCGGUAGAUCCGCACUAUGUCCCUCCGAACCCUGAAGGUGGCAACAAACCACUCGGCCUUGUAUCUUACGCCGACAUAGCCGCAGGAAGGUCAAGAUCGAGCUCUCGCCACACAAGCCCAUACAAGAAAGCCAAAGAGGAGGCUCCUGCAACAGCUCGUGUCCAAAGUCAAUCUGAGAGCAAGCCGGUGGCUCCAUUGCGUAGCUCUACAAAAGCUAGCGAAGGUGCAGUCAAACCUCACGUUCUUGAAGCGAAGAUCAAAUCGACAAUUCAAGCACAAACUCAUGCAGAGACGCAAAAACAAAAAGCCAAAGAUAAUGCACAGGUGGAGAAGCAACAAAAUAAAGGGAAACCAGAGACUGCUCCUCGUCGCGGAAGAUCUCCUACAAGAAAGAUGCCAAACAAACAGACCUCUAAGAUUGCCGAAAGUGCAAAAAUAAGAGUUCCUAGUGUACAAAUAGAAGUGACCGAAGCUGAAGUGUCUAAAGUGCCAAUUCACGCAGAAGAGAAACCAGAAGUAACCGAGAGUCACGCAGAAAAAAGUUUAGCUCCUCAUGAAGAAAGACGUGGAAGAUCACCAAGUCCAAUAUGGAUUCCAGGAUCAACGACGUAUGCUGACGUAUUGAGAGGACGAUCCUCGAGAGCGUCUUCCGAGCCAGAUGAAAGAGUGGAUGAAAUGGUUCAUCUGAAAAUGAAAGAUUCUCGAAUGGUUAUGCGCGAUCGUUCUCCAACAAAAGUUCAGGAGUCGCAUGAGAAUAAAGCAAAUGUUCACGUGGAAUCAUCGAUUAUAGAGACUGUUUCCUAUCAACCAACAGUUCCCUUGCCAGCACAAACGGCAAUUUCAAGAACGGACAUGGAAGUAACCAGUUGGGCAGAUGAACCUCUCGAAGAUUAUAAUACUUUAACUGAAACUACUGUACCACCGCAGCAAGAAAUGUACAAUUACAUGCAUCCAAUGCCUGAACUAGUAGGGUUUAUCAAUUCUCCACUGAAUCCGUUCCCAGUAAAUACUUUUGUUUAUGGCCAAACCCAGCCUGUACAACCAUUAGAUCCAAUUGCUUUGAGAAGUUAUGAAACUCAUGUUCAAUAUGCGGGAGAACACUUUGUAGCACAAUCAAAUUAUAUACCUCCGGAAAUUUAUCAGCAAACUCGGGAUGUACAUGAAUCUAAUGUAACGACUAAAUUUAGUAAUGCAGAACCCAUAAUUUUGCCCCAGCGUAGUUCUGAUACUCAAUCAAAUAUUUCGUCGGAUUCUAAAAUAUCCAAUACUCUUAUCAGUACAGCAGAUACAAGUCAUGCGCCUGCUGUGUCAAGUAAAACUGAACAAGUUUAUAAAGAAUCUACUAAAAUCGCCGAGAGCAAUGCAAACAAAAAACUCGACAAGAAAAACAUACAAGAAGUUGAACGACAAACAAAAGCAACAGAUAAACAUGAAUCGUUUGAUCAAGUACAAUCACAAGGAUCAUCGUUUUCAUACGCACAGAUGUUGUCACGAGGGUUGACACCUAGAGAACUGUCAUCUCCAGCUUUUAAAGAAACAGAUAAGAUUGAAGGAACCCCAAGUGUAGAACACAAAAGUUCAAGCUCAGUUAGUGAAAAACCAAUCUCUUCAAUUACUGAAAAACAAGCUGAUAUUAAAGGGAAAACUGAGAAUUGGGACGUAAUAAAGAAAAAAGAUGGCAAAAGAAAGCAGCAUAUUGAGCAACCAUCUAAGAAAGAUGAAAGUGUCAAAAACAGUAAAAAAAAUAAAGCAGAAGCCCAGAAAGUUGAAAAUUUACAAUCGAUCGAAAGACAAUCCAAGAAAGAUGCUGCGGCACCUCAAACAGUUAAAUCAUUAACUGAAAAUGUAAAUCAGAUAAAAUGUGAAAAAACUAAAGAAGUCCCAAGAGAAGAUAGAAAAGAUAUUCAUCCUGCAAAUGUAGAUAAUUCUACUGAGAAAAAGAAAAAACAAAAAAAGAAGAAACAAGACAAAUCGUCCGAAGAUGAGAUAGACAAAGCUUUAAAAGAAAUCGAAGAUAUGGAUAAGCAUAAAACAAAAACUUUGAAGGACAAACCUAUUAAAAACUUGCCCAAAAAUAAAACUGAUGUAGAAGCAGAACCUAAACAUGAAAGUAAUCUAAAAGAGACCCUUGCUGAUAGGUCAACUCCCAAAGUUUCCAGUGAAGUUAAAGAAUUAAAAACGGAGUCUAAUACAGUAGAGAAAAAUAAUGUGAUUGAUCCAAAGUCCACCAUGCAAGAUGAAACUGCAUGCGAAAAUAAUCAAAAAUCAAACCUACAAGACCCUAAUCAAAAUAUGUCUAAAUCCAACAAAAAAAAGAACAAACAAGCCGCGAAAGAAAAUAAACCUUUAACUGAAGAAUUAAACAUUGUUUCAGAACAAAAGAAACCAAGAAAAAUGGGUGGUACUCUCAGCAGUGAUCAGAAAAGUUCAAAUGCAGAAAUCAAAGAAAAAAAUAUAGAAAAGGUUACGGAUAAAUUAGCAAAAGACUGCAAAAUUUCUGAAACUAUAUCUACUAAAACUAAACCCAAGAUACAGGAAUCCUCAGAUAGUAAAAAAUCAGAAGAAAAUAAACUCAUUUCUACGAAAAACGUUGGAGAUUCCGAAUCGAAUAAAAUUUCAAAGAAAAGCGAAGAUUUGAUUUCGAUCGAAAAAUCUAAUGUAAAUAAGGGAUCAAUAAAAUCGAAGACAUGCAAGAAAAACAAAUUAGAAGAAAUAAUUUCAAAACCAGAGAUAAAUGCAGCAACGAAAACUAAAAAAAUACCAGAUAAAGACAACACUAUAAUAAAAGAAGUUUCUCUGAUUGAUAGUAAAAUAACAAAUACAAGUAUUAAAACAACGGAAGCCGAAGAAAUAAGUACGAAGGUUGAAAAGAUCAUAAGUUUACGGCCAGAUAAUGUUGAAGCUAAUUUGACAACAACGUAUAUUGUAUCGGAAACUUUACAAAAGAAAGAAGAUUUGAUACCUGUUUUAACUAUGGAAGAAACAGAAACUAAGAUAUCAACUGGUUCUGAAUACUCAAUCAUGGUUUUAGAAGGUGAUGAAGAACCAUUAUUCGGCAGUGUGCAAAAUAGAAAAAAGACUUCGAUUAAAGCUCAUGCUGAAGUAAAUAAGCAAAAUAUAGAUAGCGAACAAUUUAACAAAGAUUCUCUUGAGAAAAAAGAGAAAAAUAAAAUAAAUGCAGAAGACACUAAAGUAUCGCAGGAUACAAGUGAUAAAUUGCCGAGAGAAACUUAUAUUAAUGAAAUAAUUAAACCAUAUCAAUUAGAUUACCAUACGUAUGCAAAAGCUGAAAAUGAUUUACAUCGUUUUUAUAAGAUAGAAAAAGUAUUACAAGAGCCGCAACCAUUAAAAUCGUCUGGUGAUACCAAAAGAGCUUUGAGUAUUGAAAGGAUUGUGCAACAGUCAAAAAUGAAAGAACCAGAAAACAAUAUAAAAUCUGAAUCAACUAUUUCAUCAACUGAAAUUGUCAGCCAAGAGCUUACAGUAGACGGAAAAGAGCUUAAUACUAAAUCUAAAGAUUUGCCAGUAAUAAAUGCGCCUACAAAUAGAUUAAAAAUUAAAGAUGAUAUAGUUGGAAGCGGUAUUCAAUUGAAAGCUUCAGAGUUAGAUUAUCAACACAUUUCUAAUACAUCUACGAGUCAAACGAGUUUAAACGUUCAUCUGAAAUCUGAUGAUACGUGGAUGGAUCUUUUAGAUGAACCAAUAACCAUAGACGAUGAUUUUGAUAGAGAUAUUUCUAAUAAUUUUAAGGAAGAACAAGAAACUGCAAAAGCAAUUCAGCAACAAAAAACUAAAAAAGAGGAGCAACCUCAAAAACAAGAACCGAAGAAGCCGAAAACUAAAGAACCCGUCACUGAUAAGAAAGGACCGGCAGAAACAGUAAGACCUCAAAAUGAUGACAAUAUGGUAGAAAAGUCUGAAAAAGAAAUAGAUAACAAGGAAACGAUUCAAAAAUGCGAGACUACAGUAGAACCUGAAAAAAAGGUGUCUCAGAAUAAAAAACCUAAAAAGCAAGCGGUCAAGAUAGAACUUGGAGAAAAAGAAAUUAAUAAAGAAAAACAUUUAAAUCAAGACAAUAAAAAAGGAUCUAAGGCACAAGCAGAUGAGGAAGAAGAGACUCAAAAAGAGAAGACGAAAAAAAAUGAACUCAUAAAACAAGAAGAUAAGAAUAAUGAAUCUGAAAAACAACAAAUACAGAUAGAAAAACCUAAAAAACCAUCUGAGAUACAAAUCUCAAAAGUCGAACAAGCUCUGAAACAUACAGAAGAACUAAAGGGGAACGAAAUCAAAGAAUCAAAAAGACUUCAAAAAAGUAAUGAUGUAGACCAAAUAGAAAAUGAAAAAAUACAGAUUAAAGAAAAGAAAUCGAAAAAGCACCAGCAAAAGAACGAACAGACACCUCCGGUAGAAAUUCAAUCUUCUGACAGUAAUAAUGAAAAGGUGAUACUUAAAGAAGAACCCGUGCGACAAACGGCUAAGAGAGAUAAACAUAUAAAACAAGACUCUAAGGAAGAAAAAUCAGAGAAAUUAGUAGCUAACAAGCAAGAACCAAAAAAACUAGACUUAGAGUCAGAAAAACGUAGAGAACAAAUAGCAAAACCAGAACCUCAAAAGGACAAGAGUAAACCAGAAAAACGCGAGGAACAAGAAGAUGAAAAAGAGCAACCUCAGAAAGAAGAUUUAAAUACACAAGCGCCUAUUGCAAAAGUAGCUAAAAAGGAGCAUUUCGUAAAUAAGGAAUCUGAGAAACAAAUUACAAAAGAGGAACCACAACAACAAAAAUCUAAAGAAAAAACUGAAAAGCAAGUAACCAGGAAAGAGGAUAUUCAAAAGAAAGAGUCUAGAAAAGGAAAAUCUCAGGCUAAGGAAGAAGAAAUUAAAGAACAAGAAAACAUAAAAGAAGAAACUCUUAAACAAGUAUCUCAGAAAGUAAAAGCUGACGAACAAGUAACUGAAGAAGAGCAAACCAAAAUAAAAGUAUUGAACAGAGAAAGAAUUCAAAAACAGGAAUCGAAUCAAGAAAACUUUGAGGAAAAGUUAAAUAAACGUGAGAAACCGGAAUCCAGAGAACAAGUACCUAAGACAAAAGACCACCAGCAACAAGAAUCUAGAAAAGGAAAAUCUCAGAAACAGCAGGCUCAUGAUGACAAACCGAAAGAAAUAGAAACACUGGAACAAGAACUUCAAAAGCAGGAGUCUCAAUAUGAAAAACUCAAAGAACAAGAAACUAAGAAAGAGGAAGCCCAGAAACAAGGAUCAAAGGAGGAUGAGUCACGAAAAAAAGAAUCUAUAAUACAAAAAAUGGAAGAAAUCACUAAGAAAGAGGGGCCUCAGGAACAAGAAUCCAAAAAGGGAAAGUCUAAAAAAAAACAGACUAAAGAAGAUAAACCUGAGGAACAAAAGACAAUGAAGGAGCAACCUAAGAAAAAAGAAUCUAAAAAUAAAAAUGCUAAGGAACAAGUCAUUAAGCAAGAGGAGCUCCAAAAACAAGAAUCAUCAAAUACGGAACUCCAGGACGAAAUAAAUAAUAAAAAAGAACCACAGACACAAGAUACAAAAAAGGAAAAAUGUGAAGUAUUAGUUACUGAUAAAGAGGAUUCUUUAAAACAAGUUUCCAAAAAACAGAAAUCUGAGGAUAAAAAUGACACUACGAAAGAGGAACCUCACGAAUCUAAAAAAGAAAAGCUUAAAGGACAAGUAACUAUGAAAGAUGAAGAUCAAAUUCAAGAGUUUAUACAGGUGCAAGCAAAUAUUAACGAACAAGUUACUGUAAAAGAAUCGCAGUCUGAAGACUCUUCCAAUCUAAAGAAAGAAAAAGAUCAACUUCUUGAGAUGUUAAUAAAAAAAACUAGAAAAGAUGAAUUUAAACAUACUUGCACAGACGAUUGUGGAAGUAAACAAGGUAGUAAUAAGGAAGAAUCAGAAGCAAAUAGUCAGUCAGAUGUGCCAAAAUCUUUACCAGCACCAGACGAUUACUUAUAUAGAGAAAUCAAUUUAGAUUUCCCAAAACCUAAGACAGAUUCAUCACCAAAAGGUCCAGAAUGUUUAUCAGGAGCACAACUAUUAACUCCUGAAUUUAUUGACAACUUUAUUGAUAAUCACCCUUGGAGUGCUGAUCUUACUCCAGAAGAACAAGAAGAAUUUGAUUAUAUAAUGAAAAAUGAGACACUUCUAUUAGAUCUUCCACAAUUCCAAAAACGUGAAUGGUACAUAGAAAUAGAAAGAAGAGCAAAAGAAAGAAGAAAAGAGGAAGAAGAAAGAUACACACAACUAAUGAAAGACGAAUUGAAACAAGAAGAAAAAGAUGAACCGGACUUUGUCAAGGAAAUUAAAGAAGUAGAAGCUACAAUGGAUUUUUCACAGUUACCAGAAUUUAAAGAACUAGAGAAAGAAUCUACACAGCCUGCAUGGAAACCGGUCGCAGGUACAUCUAAAAAACAAUUGACCUCUGUUGAAUCACAAAAACAAAAAUUACCUUCGCCUACAGAAAUUAAAGCCAAAUCUCAGACAGAACUCCUUAAAGAACAAAAAAUAGAAGAUGCUUUAAAGUCAGAUAAUAAAGAUUCUAAGACAUCACAACAAAAUGUAUCGGCAAACACUGUAACAACAGUAAAUCAACAAGAUUCGAAUACAACAACUAGUGGUCAAAAUGAAUCUAGUAAGGGAAAAUCGAAAAAGAAAAAGCAAGGAAAACCGAAAAAUAACACAGCAAUACAAACAGCCGAAGUUAGUAAAGAGGAUGUGAUUAUCAAAAAAGAAGAAAACGACAAAGAAGCAAUAGUUGAUAAAGUGUUGGAAAAUACUCCGAUUAAAACGAUCAGCACUUCAGAAAACCAAACAGCCACUCAAUCAUUAGAUUCUACAGAUAAAACGUACGCUGAAAUUGCAGCUACGUCCAACGAAUUAGUUAAAAUUGACAAACAAUCAACUUACGAAUGCCAAACUCAAACCAUACUCGAUAAAGUAGAAGUGAGAAAAGAUGAACCAAUUCUUAAAACAUCGAUUAAUAAAGAAUCGCUAACGAGUGCUAAUGUUAAUGAUGAUAAAACAGAAGUACUGCCACCAAAAUCUAAAGCAGUUGAAGUAGAUGAAAUAGGUAAACUGUCUACAUCGUACGCAGAAGUAGCAGCUAAAAAAUCUUUGGAUUUAGCAGAUAAUCUUCAUUUAGAACAAAACAAUACAGUUAUUGAAACAAAUACUAAACCAUCAAUUGAAGAUAAAAGAGCUCUUCCACAAAUACAAGUCGUUUCAGAGGAAGGACUCGAACCAAUUGAAAACGUGGUUCAGGUAGACAAUCAAGGAUUUAUGGAAUUUGUUAAUAGAAAGGAAUUGCGUUCUCGACGUUCGCGAUCACGCUCUCGCAGUUUGCGUAGAUCCGAUCAUCAUGAAAAAGACAAAAUUGCUGAUUCACCAAAGCCAUUUGAAAACAAAAAAGAAUCAAUUACAAGCAAAGAUUUGACAAAAUCCUUAGUUAACAUACCUGAUGAAUUAUUUAAGCAAGAAAAUGCUAAAAAAGAACGAAAUAUGAGCACUAAUGUAAACGAUAGAGACCUAAAAACAAGCAAGGAAGCUCAACCAAAAAAUUCUAAAAAGGGACAGGAUGAAAAAUCAGUAGAGACACCUAAGCAACAAAGUUUUGAAAAAGGCAAGGGAAAACUGAAGCAGCAGAGUAAGAAGGAACAAGAAUCUAUAAAACAGUUUGACAAGGAAAAAGAAGAAAAUUUAACAGUUGUAGAAAUGUCAAAACAUGCAAGUGUUGGAGAAAAAAAUGACAACAAAGGUUUGGUACAAUUGCAGAGUAUAAAGAAAGAAAAAGUUAAAGAGACACCUAAGCCAACAAAUCAAAAGGGACAACAGACUCCAAACCAAAAGCAACAACAAAAUCUAAAGAAAGAAGAAUUGGAGCAACAAGAAUCUAAGAUAGAAAAGCUUGAGGCCAAAAUAGAUCAAAAAGAACCUCAACAAGAAGAGUCUAUAAAAGGAAAAUCGAAAGAACGAAUAACUAAAACGGAACCACUGAAGCAAGAGGGUAAAAAAUCAAAAGCUACUGAAAAAGUACCUAAAAAAAUAAUAGUUGAGGAACAAAAAAAUAUAAAGGAUAAACCUCAGAAACAACCGUCUCAAGAAGAAAACCGUGAUGAACAAGGCACUAUGAAAAAAGAGCCAAAGCUACAAAACACUAAAGUAGAAAAACAUGAGGAAACAGCAGUCGAAACGGAAGCUAAAUCACAAGUGUCUAAAAUAAAGCAGCUAGAAGAACAAGUGGCUAAAAAAGAAGACAUUCAAAACCUUGAGCCUAGAAAAGAAAAUUUCGCACAACAAGGAAUUAAAACAGAUAAAUCUGAUAAACAAGUAUGCAAAAAGGAAAAAAUUGAUGAAAAAUCCAAUAAAAAGAUGGAUCCUCAAAAACUUGAUUCUAAAAUAGGAAAAUCUCAGAAACAACAGUCUCAAGAAGAAAAAAGCGAUGUGAAAGUUACCGUUAAAGAAGAAUAUGAACUAAAAGAUACCAAAAGAGAUCAACGUAAGGAACAAGUAGCUAAAAAAGAAGAAUCUCAAAGACGAGAAUCUAAAAACCAAGAAGCCUUAGAACAAGCUUUAGAGCAAGUAGUUAAUAAAGAGGUACCGCAUAAAGAGGAUUCUAAGAAAGAUAAAUUUCGUAAGCAACAUAAUAAGGAAGAAAAGCCCGCAAAACAAGCCGUUAAAAGAGAAGAACUGGGGAAACAAGAGUGUAACAUUCAAAAACCCGAGGAGGAAAAAAUGAUAAAGGAACAUGAGCAAAAGCAGUCUGGAAAUAACAAGUUCCAAGAACAAGAAGAUAUAACAGAAGAAUGUCAGAAAAAAGUUUCUAGAAAGGAAAAAGCUACAGAGCAAGUAGCUAAGGAAGAAGAAUGUAAAAUGCAAAAAUCCAAACAAAAAAAAGAAGAUGCCUUGGAGCAAGUCACUGUAAAGAAUAAACCUCAGAAACAAGAUUCCAAAAAGCAAUCAUAUGAGAAACAGCAAUUAAAAGAAGAUAAAUUAAAAAAUCAAGUCACUAUAAAAGAGGAAAUUCAGCAACGAGACUCUCAAAUUGGAAAAGUAGAGGAAAAAGAAACUCAACAGGAUAAGCCCAAGAAAGACGAACCAAAUGAAACAGUAGUUAAAAAAGAUGAGCAUCAGAAAAAAGAAUCUCAAAAUGAAAAAUUUGUGAAACAAGUGGCUACGAAAGAAGAAUCUAGAAAAGAAGAAGCUGUAGAGCAAGUAAGCAAGAAAGAGGAACCUCAGAGGCAAAAUUCUAAGAAUGAAAAAUCGCAUAAACAGCAGUUUAAGAUAGAAAAACUAGAGGAAGAAGCAAUUAAAAAAGAAACUCAACAGAAUGAGACAAAGAAAGACAAACCAGAAGAACAAGCAUCCGUGAUAGAAAAAUGUAAGAAAAAAGAUCGCAAACAAGAAAAGUCUGAGGUGAAAAAAGUAGAACUUGCGGAUCAAGUGACCAAAAAAAAUGAAGUUCAGAAAUGUGAGACUAAGAAAGAGCGUCAAAAUGAAAAGGCUGAAAAAGAGAAACACACAGAACAAGAGAUUAAGAAAGAAAUAAUUCAGAAGCAAGAAGAUAAUAAAGUAGAAUCUAUCGAACAUGAAGUUCAAAAGAUAGUAGCAGAAAAAGAAAAUAUACAAAAAUCAGAUGAUUUAUCAAAGAAAAAAGUUAAUGAAAAUAAGGAUGAGCAAAAAUGUAAGAUUAUCAAAACAAAGGCAGAUGCGAACGCGGAAUCUCAAAAAUCAAGUAAAUGUGAGCAAAAUCGAAUGGAUGAUAAGAAAAUACCAAUCGAUAAGAAUAUCUCAAAAGUACAAGAAAAAUUUCCAAUCAAAGUUGGCGAUAAAGGGUUUGAAAAGGAAGUUUCUAAAGCAGAGAAGAAAAUGACAUCAGAUUUAAUUAAAAUAACAAGUCAACAAAUAACGACAACUGAAGCAAAUGAUAGUCAAUCAAUGUGUACAAAAGCUACCUUGGUUUCAUCUUCAUCAGAGCUUAACGCUGGUCCAAUAGAAGAAAAAAUAAAAGAUAAAUACAAUCAUGAUAAAGAAACAGUUAAAAAAGAAGAAACUCAAAAGGCUAUAAAGCCUGUAACAUUGGAGGAAUCUACAUCUACAAAUGUUGAACCUCAGGAAAAAUCAAACCAAACUUUGGUAGCUAAACCUUCUUUGAAAUCCGAUAUUGAAAGUACAACAAAACCAAAAGUAACGUUUUAUAUAGAUGAUGAAAUGGUUGUCGUUUCUCAAAACAAAAUAAAACAAAAUAAAGAUACACCUGAUGUUUUAAGAGGAGAAAAAUUGGAGACACUACCUUCUUGGAGUAUGUUUAUCGCUGAAGAAAGUGGUUUUUGGCCUAACAAACAUGCGUACGAAGAAGCAGAACGUGAAUUAUUUGAAGCACUUGCUCGAGAAAUGAAAAUACAUAAAAAACAGCAAGCAGUUGACUCUUCUAAAAAUGAUUCUAACGAUAAAGAUGAUCCUAGUGGUAACUCUGGAAAGGGCGGAAAGUCAGAUAGCUUCAAUGAAUCACAAUCCUCUAGUUCUAAUAAUGGAACCCCCCGUACUGAACGUUUAGUAGCGGAUUUACCAGGCGGAAUAGGUAGCUGGAGUGAUUAUAGCACGUAUUUGUCCCUUGAAAAAAAUGAACAUUAUGAUGACGAACAGGAAGCACUUUCGGAGAAUACUAACUUACCGAAAACUAUUGAUCCUUAUCCUGAUUCAUCCAAUUCAUACUCCGAUCGACCACUAUCCUCUUCAGAUCCUUACAUGAAUUUAGGUAAAAAGGCAAGCAGUUCUAUAGGGAUGCAGGAUAACCUAGGUGAAACGGAGAUUCAUGACCAGGCUCUGAAGACCCAAGAGAAUAUAACUCUAACAAUUAAGGAAAAAAUGAAACACAAUAUUGAUGAUCUACAGCUGGUAUUGGCUCAACUUGAAGGGGCUUUGAGAUCUCUUCCUCGCGAUAGUUUGCAGACCAUGAUUAGUGCUCUUUCGACAAUACUAGCAGACUUGAGGUAUUAUAAUCAAGAAGCUAGCAGAAUUGAUAAUGAAAUAAAACAAGUACCUCAAGAUGUUGAAACUAAAAAACUAGAAACAUCAAUCGGAGAAAUACGGAAAAGUCUUGCUUAUUUACUUUCACAAGCUGAACAAGGACAGUCUACACUAGAGGAAGCGCGUGAAACACAAGAAAAAAGAAAACAAGAAAUUAGAGCUUACAAGCAAUGUCUUGAAGAGACCGAAACUUGGAUUAGACACGUCAAAUUAACGAUUAAUGAUGAGAGAAGCACCCUUAACUAUAAGGCAUUACAAGAGGAAAUAUCAUUCCGACUGCAACAAUUGACAGAGUUAGAAUCAAUGACUGAAAUCAGUGAAUUGGCCAGGAAUUUGAAAGAGGCUCUACAAGAUAUGGCAAACCAUCUUUUACGGAAGCAGCAGAUGGCCGACGAAAAUGAGCCAUUGGUUCAGGUUGAAACGGCGAGCAGUGUCGACGCCACGCUUGAUCAAGAAUCAUCAGUUCACUCUUCUCUCGAAGAUAAAUCUCCAUCUUUAGCCGACGUCUCUUUGCAAACCGGUCAAAGUUUGAUUCAAGACGUAAUAGUCGAACAGUCAAAGCCAGAGCAGUUGACAAAACAAACAUCAACAAGUUCUAUACCAGUUUCUACGGCUUGUCAAACAUUUGAAAGUGUUGAAAUUCCUCCAUUAUUAAGCUCUUUCGAUAAUCCUCAAAUUCAAGAGACAAUAAAAGUUGUGAAAAGUACCGAUGGUAAACACGACGUCAUCGAAAUUGCAACUAAAAAUAUUGUGCCUUUAAGUAGUCAAGAACAAGUGUGGCGUGAGCAGCUAGUUACAAAUCCAGAAGAUAUCGUAGUCGACAUGAAAUACCAAGACGCGCAAAAACAAGAAAACGUAACCUCUGAACUAAAUAUACAACAUGCUGCGCCUCAGUCUUUUGAGACAGUUCUCGUGGAACCAGACGACGUCACAACAGAAGUAGUGGUAGAUAGCGAUGGAACAAAGAGAAUUAUCGUGCGUAAGCUUCGCAGAACACUCGUUACGAGUAGACAAACAAUGCAGCAGCACGUUUCGCAAAUGUCUACUGCGGUGGGUGACGGUCCUCCAGUAGUACAAGCAUUUUCUGAAGCUACUAUGCGGGGACAGCAAGUAACGGUCACAACAACAAAACCAGACGGUACAGUGGAAAUGGCUACGAAGCAAACGUAUGGUGGAAAAGUUAUGACCGGAACACCAGGAGAUCAGUUAAAUGUUGAAGAAUAUGAAGGCCUCCCGCAAUAUUCGCAUCGCAUCAUACAAGGCGACAUUAAAGAUCUAAGCCCAAAGCCUGCAGACGUGGAUGAUGCACUUAUUGAUGGCGGCGCAUACCGUACACAGACAUCAACUGUGCAUGCCGUAGUGCAGCAAGUGACAAGAAAAGUGAUUAGAAAAACUCGCCGAAUUAUUAGAAAAGUCACUAUCAUCGAUGGUAAAGAAGUAACUAGUGAAGAGGUUGUAGAAGAACCUGAAGAAGUUGAAAUUGACGAAGAAAAUAUUCCUCAUAUAAGCAUUAACGUUGUGAAAUCGGGUGAGCAAGGAACGUUUGAAACAAGUUUGAGUCAAGAAAAGCAAGGGCAAGGAAAGGCUCAAGUUAUAGAGCUAGAGGUUGCUAAUGAACAACCACAGGCUGAGAUUCCAGUGCAAGAUAGCGCUGUUCCAAAAACUACAACAGAACCGCCAAUCAUAGGAGAAAUGCAAGAAACGUCAGAUAAACAAAAGUCGAAAAAACCGAAAAAGAAAAAAUCAAGAAAAAGUUCUGCAACACCUCCAGAUUCUCUCGAAUCCGAUAGAACGUACACGAUUGAAGAAAAGAUCGAUUCCUCAAGCCAGGUAACAUCCGAAGUUAAGCAAGUUUCUAUCGACGAUUCUAAGAAAAUCGUUGACAUAACCGAUGAUAAAAUCAAGCCUCAUGUAGAAGAAAAACAUGAACAUGAAUAUGGGCAAAUCGAGGUAACAAUUCCGGAACAAAGCUCUGUGGCCAUAGAGAGCCAACAAUUUAUAGAUUCUGAAAAAUGUGCUGUUUUACAGACACCUUUCGAGCAAUCAAUCGAAUCAACAAGUAAGGACGUAUCUUCUCUAGAAUCAACAACCAUCGAGGAUAUACCAACUAUAACAAAAGCUAGUUGUAAGUUUGAAGAAACACCUGUAGGAACGUCUUUCGAAACACAUGUUAAACUAGAAUCUGGCACAGUAGAUGUAGAACAGCACACUGAUGUUAUUGAUAGAAGCACAGUAAACAUUGAUCAUCAUUUCCAGUCAGAUCUUACUGAUAUCCCACAGAAAGAAGAUUAUAUGAUGGAUAACGCCAAUUCAUUGGAAUCAUCCAUUAAAUCAGAAACAGCAAAAUUGCUGAUGGAAGAGAGAAAACGAUUUGAGGAUAGUAAACGAAAUUCUGAAAAUAAAGAAAAUGUUCAAGUUACUAAUGCAGCCAUUAAACCAAGCAUAAAAUAUUCUCAAGUAGGUUUACAAACUGAACAUACCGGUAAGAUACAAUCGGUUGAUAUUUCAUUAUCAAUUCAAAAUCAAAAGAAAACAGAUACUGGUCCAACAGUAUCUGUUGAAUCGCACAUUGAACAUCCUGGCCCGAGUGUACUAACUGUCUCUGAAGAAAAUGUAAACAUUACAUUACCACCUGAAGUAGAAACUGUUAAACAUAUAUAUAAUAAAGUAAUUCAAACAAGUUCACUUGAUUCGCCAACAACAGAUAAAGAAUCUGAUACUACACCUACUACACCACAAAAAGAAAAAGAGAGUGUACAGAAGGCACCAGAAAUAAGUGAAAUUAAUAUUCCUAUAAGUCGUAAAAGUAGGAAAAAGAAAAAACACAGAGAGAAAAAGGACAAUGAAACGUUAAGCGAUGAAGAAUCUAGUGGAUCUGUUGUAACAACUACAAUAGCAGAUUCUGUUGAACUCGAUGUGCCUCACUCUGACUCUUCAAAACAUAUAACAGAGCAACCGCAACCUGACGUUUACGAAGUUGCAGAAUCGUCAGACACUUUUUCUGCGCAAAAAGAUGAGUCUCCUGAAGGCGAUGGAUACGAAGCAGAUCAUAGAACAACUGUUGAAGAAGUUUCAACCGAAUUUGAUAUUGAUGCUAAAAAGAAAAAGAAAAAAAGGAAAAAGAAGCAAAAAGCUCGUGCAUCGAAAGAGGAAGAUUCUGAAUUACUUAAAAGUAUAAUACAAGCUGAACCAAAACAAGCAACAACUAUUGACGAUGCCCUGCCCGAAUCAAGUAACCUUAAAACUAAUGAAGCAGAUACGCAGACAGCCGUCGAUACUCGAGAUGUUUCGGUUGGUGAACUAGUACCACCGAUUACUGAAGACUUGGUUAGUCCUAUCGAAACACCCUCAAAAUUAGAAAAAAUCACUAAAUUAGAACGUGAAAUGCAAACGUUAAAAGUAGAAGAAACGAAUACUGAAAUUCAAACUUCUCCAAGGCCUGGAAAGGAUACCGGUUUACAAACUUGUUUGGAUUUAAAACCAGACAGCGAAGAUACUGCAAUGCAAACAAAGACGCCGGAUAUUGUUUUGACUGGAGAAAUUGCUCUACAAACAACCCCUAGAGAAGAAAAAUCCCGUACCUCAAUUCCUACCGUUCCUUCACUAGAAGCCGAUACACAGACAACUACUACACAAGUAGAAAAUUUAGAAAUACAAACAUCGCCUACAGAAUCUAACUUAAUAACAGAAGAAACAGAAGUUCAAACAUCCACUGAAUUUCUUACCAAUGCUGAACAGCAAACAACUCCACCUCCUGAUUAUGCAAGUGUUUUGGAAGAAAUUGCAAUACAAACGCAAUCACCCGAGUGUGUGGAUUUGAUUGAGAAUAGCAUGCAAACAAGUGCAGCUACUUCACCAGAAAAUCUAAAAAUUGAAAUUGAAAAAGAGGACAUUGACGUGCAAACAAAUCCUAUCGAAGAGGCACAAGUAAAUACUAUCGAGACUCAAACAACGCCAAAAGCUACAACACCGGAAUUAGAAACCCAAGAAAUCGAAAUACAAACAAGUCCGAUUGAAAGUCCGCAAACACCAAUUGAAAAGGAACCUUUGAUACAAUCUAGCGUUGAGGAACCAAAGCUUUUAGUAGAAGGAGAAUCGCAAACCAGUAGCCCAGAACAGAAAAUUACUUCAGAGUUAUCAAUUCAAACGAUGACUCACGAAAUCGUUCCGACCAUCGAAGAGAGUAUUCAAUCUGUUCCAAAUACUACUGAAAUUAGUUCUCAAACUGUGCCCGAUGAAAAAAUAGACGAUGCUUCAUCUUCGAAAACUGAAAUACUAGACUUGCCAACAUUACCAUCUAGAGGUGAGCAAAGCAGUUUAGGAGACACAGUAUCAGAACCUUGUAAUGUUAAAAUCGUUAUCGAAGAACCAGAAAAAGUUGAGCAGCCAGACCAGCCAGAAAUCGGUAUCUCACCAGAACAGAAUUCUUUGGAAGAAGAUGUACCCUCUGUAUUAAGCGAAUCUGAAAAGAGCGUGCAGUUAGUUUCGCCAAUGGUAGAGAUACAGAAUGUUGAAGAGUCGAAACCUGAAUCUGACAAAAUAACCGAAUCAGGUGAUCUGUCAGUUCAACCAAAAGAAAGUGAAAUUAUUGUAAAAUCACAUGAUCAAACUGUCAAAGAUAAAACUCCAGAUACUUCGAUUUCAGAAACAAAAUCUAUAUCCCAAGAGGUAAGCUCUACCCCUGAUACAUCAUACGAAAUUCAAAUUGAGGCCACUGUGGAGGUUUGCGGUAGUACUACUCCAGAUUCAAUAUCCCAAGAUACAACUAUAACUGAAGAACCAAGCGAAGAAGAGGCUUUGAAAGCCAAACGCCAGAAAAGAAAAAGGCAUCGUCACAGAACCGUUGAAAUUCGGGAAUCUAUUCCAACUGAUGAUAAAUCUUCGUUUGAAAGUAUAUUCGGGCAACCACUUAAAACACCUGAAGCGGAAACUUCUUUGAAACUGCCUUACUCUGAAGUCGCAAAAAGUAACACAGACAAUAAAUUACCAUCCGAACCAAUGGGUACAAGCGAGGAACCUUUACUUUUAAUGGAAUCUGGUUUAGCCAAGCGUGAAGAUGCAAAACACUUGUCUUCAGAUUUAAUUAUUGCAGAAAAAAAUAUCAACAGAGUGCCUCAGCUGGAGAUCAUUCAUAAAACUGAAUCGAUCAAACUUAUGUUAGAAAACAUAAAAGAUUCACAAAAGUUAAAACCUUCUCAUCUAUCUAACGUAUUGCACAUUUCAACGCUGGAAAAUUCAGCUCUGGAAAAAUCUUUUGAAAAUAAAGCAUCGGCAGUUCUCAAAGACUUGAAAGCGCUGAAAAAUGCUGUGGAAGAAAAAAAUAUUGUAAUCAUCGAAGAAACUUUUAUUACAGUCGUAGAAACAAUUUCAACUUGGCUCGAAACAAUAGAAUCGAGAAUUUUCCUAGGACGAGAAUGCCCAAGUGGACCAUCUUCCAAUGAUACAAAAAACUUUGUCGAAUUGAAAGAAGAAGUUCAUUAUGUUGAAGAGAAAAUUAAGGAAUUAAAUUCAUUACUAACAGUAGUAGAGAACUCUUACCCAGAAGAAGAGAGAGAGCGAAUCAGGCAAUGCGUCGAAGCACUAGAAAGUCAAGCUAAAACAAUCGAGGAGGUUGCUAUCGAUGGAGAAACGCACGUCAAGACUGAGCUAGCAAGAUGGGAUGAAUUUUUGAACGGGGUUAAUAAUGUUGCAAAGCUGAUAGAGGAACAAAAAAAGCAACUAGAGUCUUUGAUUGACAGCGAAGCUCCAACUGUGGCGAAGCUUGAGAAAUUGGAUAUAAUUGACAGCAACAAUCGCGAUCAUAUGCGCGAAGUAAAUAAAUUGUUUGCCGAGGCCAAAGUACUCCUGCGUGACUACCCGGGCAAAGAAAUUCCUCAAGGAUUAAGCAUUGCAGAAGAAACAACGGAAUUCAUAGAGCAUACAAUUAUCAUUGAACGGGACAGUCUGUUGGAGUUACUAUCAUUAACGGGAGAAUACGAACAAACUCUGCAUGAAUUUUCUCAGAUCACUAAAAUUGCCGAAAAUCUUUUGGACAGCCCGAUCUCGGUUUCAAACUUGCAACAUCUACAAGACGAAAUGCAAAAACAUAGAAAGUUCUUCGUGAACUUGAAUCAUUGCCGAGCUAUUUUAGAAUCAUUGGAAGACAAUUUAGAUCCCGAAACCAAACAGAUUUAUUCAGAACUUCACGAAGGAUUACACAGCAAAGCAAUGGCUUUGUUAGACCAAGCGGCUUCGAAAGCUCAACAGAUGUCGCUCGCUGCCUCAAGAUGGGUGGUUUUGGAACAAGGCAUCAAGGAAGAAAGGGGCUGGCUUCAAGUCGCGCAUCAACGAGUACCCGAUUUACAAAACGUUACGUCAAACGAAUACGACCAGUACAUCUCACUUUAUCAGAACCUAUCGCUUGACAUUGCAAACCAUCAUGGCCGAAUUCUCCAGCUGCUGGAUUUAGCUCGCAAUCUUCAGAAUUUGAUAAAUAUCGAAGAUCCGGAUGAUUGUUAUGGCGAAGCGCUAGAAGAGAUCGCCAGGCUUCAAGAAACCGUCGACUUCUCGCUGAGGCUCUUACUGGCGUUCCGCGAAAGCUGGAGUAACCAGGAAAUGCUGAUUAAUAGACUCGAGAAUUGGAUGUCUAGAGCCGAGAGAGAACUUGCCACGGUUAAUGAUCCUACCGGUGGACACAUGAGACAAUUUUGGGAACUGAGAGCUCAGUAUGAAGUGCACAACAACAUGCGCAAAGAAGCCGGCAAUUGCUUCGAGCAAGCCUUGCGACUCGUGCCAUUAUCGGAUGAAAUGCUGCAACGACAAUACCACGGAGAAAUGCAGAAGCGCUGGAACAGCGUAUCAGAUAAAAUAAAGAGCAUACAGGACGCCGUGAGGAGCACCAUCACGUCGGAAGACGUACCGGUUAAUGAUAAACUAAACCUACUCGAGAGAGAACUCAACGAACUGAAGAUAACCAUCGACGAAUUCCACGGAGUCAUGAAAACCGUGGAGGAGCUGCAACUUUACGUCGAGAGGAUCUCUGUUCUCUUCGAACGAGUUUGCGUGAUACAGGACGAGCUGGGCAGACUGGGCCUGUUACCAGCCGCGGAGAGCGAGCGCGUGGGUUUCCUGCUCUCGACAGCCCGUCACCUGGAGAGCCUCCUCAGCGAGGAGCUGGACGCGGCGCAGCUCUUACGCGAGCGGCUGCAGUCCCUGAAACGGGGCAUCAGCCGCAUCCGCAAGGCCCACCAGCGGCAGAGCAUCGUGCUGGACCAGUGCGAGGCCAGCGAGCGCCAGGGUAGCGACGUCGUGGCUGCCGCGGUGGAACGCUGCCAGUCCGUCGGCGACGAGCUGGCCCAGAUCUGGCAGGAGAUAAUGGGACUCAGGCAGAUGCUGCACACCUUACCCACCAGCAUGCGCAUCUCCGUCUCGCCCGUCGGUAUGGAAAGAGACAUCUCUGGAUUGCAGGACAAGCACGAGCAGCUCGAGGCGAGGUGCGUCAGGCUGCUGGGACUGCUGAAGGGCAGACUGGGCCUGUGGAGGCGGUUCGAGAAGCAACUGGAGAUGGUGCAGCAGUCCGUUCAGGAGACCGACUACAUGAUGGAACUGCUGACGGUUCAGGGCACCGUGGACUACGAGAGACUACUCAAGGCUACCGAGAGACUCGAGGGCCUGAAUGGAGACUUCGUAGCGCGGGAAGUGCUGAUAAGCGAGCUGCGCCUGGCGGCGGAGCCGCUUCGCGAGUCCUGCGCCGCAGAGGUGUCGGAGCGGGUGGACGCCGUGUUAAAUGAGGCGGUGCAAUCUUGGGAAGAGACGCGCAGCGAGUUGGGAGCCCUUUGCACCAAGUACCAGCACGCGGUCAGCCUCUGGCAGCAGUACCGGGACUCGAGCGCCGCCGUGAAGGCCUGGGCGGACACGCAAAUGGCCAGCGUCGCCAACCUGCCACCCGACGAGGCGCUCAAGCAAAUUAAGGUCUGCGAGGACACCCUGGCCGAGCACAAGGAGCGUCUGGCGGAGCUCCGCGGCCUCGUCGCCCAAAUCGCCUCGGACGUCGGUCUGGAUGCGGGUGGACCUCUGCAGAGCGAGGUCGAGGCUCUCGGCCGGAGACUCGAGGAUGUGCGCGAGACUCUCUCGUCGCUCGCCGACACGGCGGACGCUCGAGCCCUCAAUCAAGAGCUCGCUCGCGACGAUCUCUGCCAGACGAAGAACUUCCUCGAAUCCGUUCAGCAGAGCAUAACGACGGCAGGCCUGGGCGAGUCGAAGGAACAGCUAACGCUCCUGCGCAACCAUCUGCUUGCCCUGACGCGGACAAAGCCGCAGCUGCAGUCCAUCAAGGAUAGAGCCCUCGAGAUCUCGCCGGCUCGCGAGCCCUCGAUCCUCGAGGUGCUCACGAUCUGGCAGCGAGUCUUCCGCGAGACCUUCGAACAGUACCACCGGCUCUCGGCUCGACUGGUCCGCUCCCAGGACGUAGCCGCCGCCCUGAGGCUCUGGCAAGAGUACCUCAGCCACGUGCAGGACUUCCUCUCGACGAGCCUGCCCGGCGACUACAACGGCCUGGCCGAGCACCGCAAUCUCUGCGAGGUCCACAGGAACCUGCUGACCGAGCAGCAAAAGCUCAUCCUGAUGGUGCGCUCGGAGGAGGGCCGCGACCUUUCGCUCACCGAGCAGUUCAGCGCCCUGACCAACCUGCACAACGAGAGCCUCGCCCGCAUCAUGGAGAGGCACACGGCCGUGCGGGACCGACUCGCCGCCUGGGAGAGGUACAGGAUAGACCAGAGCAAGCUGCUCUCCUGGCUGAAGGACAUCGACAGAGACAGGGGCCGUCUACAGCUGCGCUUCAUCCACGUGCACCGGCUCGAAAAGAUCCUCCAGAGGAUCGAGGCGCUGCUGGAUCGGCUGCCCAGCGGGGAGUCGCAGGCCGACGCCCUGCAGCGCCAGCAGGACAGCCUGCUCGGCAACUGCGACGAGGCGCUGGCCGUCUCGGUGAGGAUGGAGCACGCGGCCAGCACCCAGAGGCUGAGCAACGUCCGCGCGAGCCUCGAGACCUGGAAGGACUUCGUGCUGAGGAUAAGGGACCUGAACGGCAAGCACGCCGAGCAGACCGGCAAGAUAACCGCCGUCUUCCAGGAGAUCCACAAGGCCAUCGGCCACAUCGACAAGUCCAGCUCGGGCAGCCUGCCGGAAAUCAGGAGACAGCUGGACUCGCUGCAGCAGCACAAGGCCAGACUAGUGGCUUGCACGAGCGACCUGGAGGCGCUGGACGUCACGACAGAGCAGCUGCGCGAGUGCCUCAGUCCCUCGGACAUGAAGAGCCUGAAUCAACAGAGCUUCCUCCUCUGGCAGCAGCACGGCAACCUGGAACACCAGCUGGCGCUGCUCUCGUACAGGCUCAGCGAGCGAUGCAGCCUGCACUCGAGGUGGGAGAGCAGGUCGGGCAGGUUGCUGAUCUGGAUCAAGGACACCGAGGACAGCUUGCAGAACUGCGACACAGCGAACCUGGACGAGCCGGAGGAGGCGCUCAAGCGGCUCGAGUCCGAGGUCCAGGCGGAGAUGGCUCUGAAGCAGCGGGAACUCGAGUGGGCGCAGAACAACGGACUGGAGCUCAUCAGCAUAGCCGAGCCCGGCGAGAAGGAGCGACUGGUCAACGUCCUGGACGAACUGAACGAGAGGUGGAACGGCCUGCUGACGGCGGGCAAGGCUCGGGCGAACAAGAUCGUCGACCUCAUGCAGACGAUGAGCACGCUGCAGAAGAGACUGGCGGAGAUCAGGCUGUGGCUGGGCACGGUCGAGACCCAGCUCUCCGAGGCCUACACCAUCGAGUCGGCCAGCCCGGCGACGAUCGACAAGAAGCUCAAGGACCACGAGCAGCUGCAGAAGACCAUCGAGGCCGAGAGCGGCAACGUCGGCGAGGUACUCAACCUCUGCGAGAUGCUGCUGAGCGACUGCGACGCCUGGAAGGCCACCUUCAACACCGACGCCAUCAAGACCGGCAUGGAGGGCCUGGAGAGCCGCUGGAAGGCGACCUGCGUCAAAUCGUCCGAGAGGAAGCGCAAGAUCAUGCUGAUCGGCAAGCUGCUCGUCGAACUCGAGAGCAUAAGGCUGGAGUACGAGGAGUGGUUGAUCGAGGUCGAGAAGCAGCUGGAAGACCUGGACAAGAGUCUGAGCGACCUGUCAAAGGAUAACACCGACAAGACCAUGACCAGGGCGCAGAGUAUUUUGGAGGACAUCAAGGCUCACCACCCGGCCCUGCACAUACUCGAACAGUGCUACGGUCGGCUGGCGAAGGGCGGCUUGGAGCCGGACAAUCUCAAGGCUCUCACCGCGCAAAAUCGACAGCUGAUCGACAGGUGGCACGGACUGACGCCGAAGAUCAACACCAUAAUCGCCGCGCUGCAGAGGGACCAGAAGACCUAUCGCGAGUUCAUCUCGGCCCACGGCGCAGCGGUGAUCGCUCUGACGCAGGUCGACGUGACCCUCACCCAAAUGCAACACCUCUCGAGACCGGACAAGAAGUCCUCGCCCCGCAAGCGCCUGCAGCAGCUCUCGGAUAUCGACGCGGAGUUGGCCAAGCAAAGCGCUACCCUCCGCCGAGCGGACGAACUUGCUCUGCAGGUCAUGUGCGAAAGUCACCCGGAUGACGUGGCGAGCAUCCAGGAGCUCGUCGACGAGUACCAGCUGCUGUGGAAGGACAUCAAGGAGCGGGUCGACGGACUGCGUGCCAGGAUCGAGAGCCAGGAGCGCCAGGAAGUCGACGAGGCCGUCCAGGUCGAGACGCUCAAGUUCGAGACAGACACCGCCGUGCAGGUCGACACACUGCCCAAGUUGACGAGGAUGACGUCGUUCGACGCCUACCUGAUAGAGCUGGAGUCGGCGAUCAGCGAGUGCCGGGUCGCGCUGGACGCGCUCGAAAGCGCUGUACUGCCAGAACCAACACCCGGCACGGGAUUGUCCACGGCUGCGCGAGCUAUCGCCAAGUUAAUUGGAAGCUGCCAAUCGACAAUAGAACUAGUCAAGCAUUUACACAACCUACUAUCCGAAGAGGAAAAACUCGCCAAGGCAACCGAAGUUGCGGAACUCACUGCCCGCUACGAAGAUCUGCUGAGAAGAGCAAGGGCGCGAGAACAACAGAUUCGAGAACUCAAGUCCCCCCUGGCUGGUGCUUAUUGCUUUCCUUGCGAACACGACGGCGGUCGUCUCACCUGUCCACUGUGUUCCCACCGCAACUGGGCCCAGUUGGACAACGACCUGUGGCGUCUGGAAAAGUGGCUAGAGUUCGCCGAAGGUACCCAGAGCGAGCAGCACUCGCCGCCCUCCAACAUCGAACAACUCGAGGAUGUGAUCCAGGACCACCACGAGUUCCUCCUCGACCUCGACAGCCACAAGAGUAUCGUCGUCAGCCUGAACAUCGUUGGCGUCCACUUGGCCGAUCACACCGAAGACCUGGAACGUGCCAACGAGCUCAGGGACAGACUGGCCAGCGCCAACGUUCGAUGGGACAAGGUCUGCCAAGCUGCGUCCAAAUGGCAGAAUCUACUGCAGGCUGCGCUUAUGGGCAACCAGCAGUUCCACAGGAUCAUCGAGGAACUGCUCGCCUGGUUGGAGUCGACCGAGCAGACCAUACGCGCCAGCGAGCCCAUCGAUUUGACCGAGGGCGCUCAGAUUCUGAGAGACAAAUAUGACAAAUUCAAGGAACUUCAAGGUGACUUGGAGCGCUGUGAGCCUCGCGUGCUAUCGCUGCAAGAGGCUGCGAAUCAUCUGCUGGACGAGCAUGCCGAGACUCGAGAGCGGCUUCAAGAGCUUCGGUUGCGACUGCAGUCCCUCAGACGUCUCACCAGCAUGUACGUCUUGAAACUGGGCUCAGCCCUGGGACUCGACCCGCGAGACGUUGGAAUGGCGGCUACCUCCACUUCGCUCGCAAUUCUAUCUCGAGAUCUACUCGACGAAGCCGCAUCAGGAACCACCCAAGCCCACGGCACAAUCACCGCAAAUGCUGACGAUGGAGAUCAGACAGUGUUGGCGCGAGGCUACCACUUCAUCGGAAGAGUAUUGCGAGCCUCUCUCCCCAUACAGGCGCUAAUGCUGUUGUUACUUGGAGCUGCCUCCUUGGUGCCUUCAGCCGAGGAGGACUACAGCUGCAUGCUCUCUAACAACCUGGCGAGGAGCUUCACGCCCCUCAUCCAGUAUCCCAAUGGACCACCACCUCUCUAAAGUUCAACGACGACGAUGAUGAUACGGUAUUUGUCCGCAAUGACUAACCACGACAAAAUAGGCAUUAUUAUUGUACGUAAGAGUUGACGUUUCUCAAAGUGAUAUAAUACAUUGUAACGAGGAGGUUUUGUACAUAUGCGGACGAGAUAAAAAAAGAAACAUUAACGAUUAUACAAGAUGAACCAUUUAUAAUUUAUUAUUGUUUGUAUAUGAGAUAUAAUUGUUGUUGUGCAAUAUAAUUGCAACAGAUACUUAUGAGGUUGACCGACGAAGUUGUACAGAUCUUACAUUCUGAUGAAUUGCGCGAGACGGUGGAUUUUUUCUCUUUUUGUAAUUAAAUGAAGUAAAAGUAUAACGAUACUCGUGAUUUUGGUGAGGCGUUUUCGUAUGACAUACAAGGCUGAUUAUACCUUUUUACUAUUGAUGGCAUUAAAAAGCAAGCCAGCAAUCGAGGUGUACUCCGAUGAUCCAAGCUUUCGUCAAGCAUGACUAAUAUUUACAUAAAAAAGCCCUACGUGAUCUCAGAUAGACAUUUUUUUAAGAGUUAUAACGCCGUUAAAUCCGAAAUGAUACUUCAUCUGAGAUUUUUAUUGUCGGAUUUCUUACAUUGUCGAGGGAAAAUUUGUAAAAAAGGAAAUUAAGAAAGAAAGAAACUCUGAUAGAAUCUAUGAAAGAUUAGAUUUGAAAGGACAGUAAGUAAAUAAAAGAAGGUGCUAUUCCACUUGCAGUUGUCCUAUACUCUAUUCUAAUGUUGUGCGAUUUCGCUGACAAUUUGUACGAUGUGUCUUAUGUGCGAGAAAUUGACGACGAAAACGAAAAAGUAAGCUGUUCCUGAUGGCAGCAAAUCAAAACGCACAGAUCGAUCGAAUCUAAUCAUUGCAAUCUAGCGGACGACUUACUUAUGAGCCUACUAUGCUAGCUCGUUAGUUACGCUUCCUAAUUCACGAGUUCGCUAAUUGCACGUUGAGCUUAAUUAUGUAUUUUUAUAAAAAAAAUUAAAAUAAAUUAAACGGA
Nasonia vitripennis (jewel wasp) is the source of this 48892-nucleotide messenger RNA. RefSeq names its product nesprin-1 (gene Msp300). Gene Ontology annotation, molecular function: actin filament binding. Gene Ontology annotation, biological process: nuclear migration. Gene Ontology annotation, cellular component: meiotic nuclear membrane microtubule tethering complex; nuclear outer membrane; cytoplasm. The transcript has 60 exons. NCBI's taxonomy places the organism in Eukaryota, Metazoa, Arthropoda, Insecta, Hymenoptera, Pteromalidae. The record is from RefSeq and is a predicted model, not a curated record. Bases 662 to 47878 code for a protein of 15738 amino acids.